Xyrichtys novacula (pearly razorfish) is the source of this 49581-nucleotide messenger RNA. The record is from the annotation of a GenBank genome assembly. Lineage: Eukaryota; Metazoa; Chordata; Actinopteri; Labriformes; Labridae.
GCUAAGCUAUGUUGCUGACUGUGUAAUGCAUUGAUGGCUAGAUAAUCCUUCCCUGGCUGUCUAUGAUUUCCCCCAUGCAUGAAUUAAAACAAGCAGCGAGUUUAAGGUAACGCAUAUUUGUUUUUGUGUAUUAUGAGUUUGACAGUUUAUUCGUAUCAGUUAUCGGUCAUACGGAAAACAUGAAGCAGGUGUACAGCUCGGCCCACAGUACAGUGAGUGCCUGAUAACAUUACCUCAGGGGGGCUAACGCGAGUGAACGUGAGGGAGGAGAGGAGGGACCACUCCCUCUGUAUGGACAACUUUUAUCACAGUGCAUUAAUGUAGAACCUGCGACUGUAAGCUCUUUUUAUUUCCGAGACAUGGACAGACAUAAAUGCUUCAUAUUGUCGCAGUCCUUAAACUCACACCGGCUUUUUAACAUAUGCUAGCCGGCUAACAGAUAGCUGUGUUGAUGUUGGGGUUAAAAGCAGAUGUUUUAUUUGUCUCAGCUGCUUGAAAAUGACUUAUUAGUGCAAAAAGUUGAUACGCUAACACAGACUCGUAUUCUUCAGUGCUGCACACCUGUGAGACGAGUGCGAGGUCUCAGCUCUAAAGGUGGACCUCAUCAGCUGUGGUGAACUAUCUAAAGCUAACUGGAGCUUAUGUUAGGAUUAAUCACAAUAUAAUCUAAUUCAGUAUGUUUAAAUUUAUCGGCUAUGACCUAGGGCUGGGCAAUAUUUUAAUUAAUCCGAAUACAUUUCUGCAAAAGAUUUUAAAAACCAAGAAUAAGAUUUGAUUUUACUCCAAUUGUAAGUUCUUGCAAUGUUUGAAAAUAUUAAUACUGAAAAUGUACUGUUUUUAUGAUGAAAGGGCCUAUUAGGUUAAGGAAGCAUGUUUAGACUUUCUUUUUUUCUUUCUUUUUUAAAGAUGACAUUAAACAUUAACCAGACAGUUCCAUGUGAAUUAACUGUGAAAUAGCUCAGCUUUCAGUGUAAUUAGACUAGCCUACUGAUUUUCAAACAAUUUGACUUUAAGAGAGAAAUUCUUUUUGGUGAUUAAUUAUAUUUUUGAUUUUGAUUCAUAUCAUUUUUGUCUCUCGCAGAGUUUUCUUUUUUUUUUUUUUUUUUUUGAGAGGUACAAAAUCAAUUUAAAUCGUAAAUCGAGUUUUGCAGAAAAAAGUAAGAGAUAUUAUUUUUAGGCCAUGAUGCCUAGCCCUACUAUGACCAUCAAUGUACAAGUAAUUUAUAAAUUAACUUGAUGCACGUUUCCAUGAAUAUCUCUGGCAGGUUUUUGGCACAGGGAUGCACACAGGUGUGCUUAAUUAUUCAGGCUCAUCACCUGGUUGUUGGAGUGGUUGAAGUGAGGCGGAGCUGUGCCAGAAAUUGCGAUAAACUGAACCCUGAAAUUGCCCUCUUGUGGCCUAUCAACCCAGAAAUAGUGAGUGUAAUGUAAAAGCACUGCAGUAGGAAGCCCAAAAACAAGAGAAAUGUUAAAGCAUUAUGUAUCUACUAUUCUGCCAACAGAGAUGAGAUCCACGUUUCACACAAGAGCAAACCAAACAGUUCUUGGGCCAUCUGGUCCAUCACUAUUAGGUUAUAAAACAAGCUGUGGGUAUGGUUUCCACCGCACAUAUAAAGGAUGGUUGGACUUAGUCUCUCAUCUCACUGCCCAUUAUGUCUAUGGGUGAUAGGAGUUUUAUUAUAUGCAAUGUAUUUUAGUCUUUUUGUGUUUUUAUGUUGUUCAUUACUUGUGUGUACUUUUGUUGCAGACUAAAUUGCCUCUUUGGGAUUGUGAGAAAUGUAGUAAUAGCUUAUUUGAAAAAAAAAAAAGUUUAUUGGAAAGCGAUGUACAUAUUUGCAGUAAGAAUCCUUAUACAGGGUUACAUACACUAUUGCUCAACCUCUUGCUAUUUAUAAAUUCCUCAAAACAUUUAAAAAUUAUUCUUUUGAUUUGGGCUCCAAUGAUGACCUUUACAUUUUUAUUAAACCAAUCAAUUUUGUUGGAAUAGUCUUGGGACCAAGAAGUCACAGGUGAGAUUUAGCAGAACCUCUUUCUAGUAGGGCUGGACGAUCUGGGAAAAAGUUUAUCACAAUAUAUUUUUGUUCAUAUCAGUUGAUAUCGAUAUAUAUCAUGAUGUAAAAAAAAAAAAAAAAAAAAAAAAACUUGUCAAUCUCAAAUGUUCCCUGUUACUCUUAAAUGAAAUUUAACAGUGUUUAUCGGUAGCAUGUUUUUUUGCGAUACUAUAAGCUACUGCAUCUGUGAGGUCUUUGUGUCUUUUUGACGCUUUGCCGUAAGGCGUUGCGCUAGAGAAAGCAAAAUGGUCAGCUGUUUCAGCUGCACAGGUGCCAUGGGCUCCUUGCUCCACUCGGGGUUUGUAACCUUUUGCAUUGAGGUAGCUCUGAUGUGUGGCACUGCUUCAGGUGGUGAAAAAGAUUUGAGGUAUACCCCGACUUUGUGAGAAUGUUUAUUCGACAUAAUUUGCAGUGCACAUUACUCUGCUUUGUGUCCGACCUCAAAAAAAACAAAAUACCUCCAGACCACCAAUGUUUUCGUGCCAGUGUUGUUAACGAUGUCAUCAUAUGUUGAGCCUUCAUUUGCAUUUCGUUAUUGUUUUAUCGCCCAGUCCUACUCUCUAGAGUGGAUAGAGUCUCAGUCUGUUACCCAUGGGUGCCCCAGCAGGUUGUGUGGAUCUCUUGAUGUCUGGUGAAGGACAAUUGCAGCUAUCACAACCAACUCUUAGCUGCCCUUUUAGCCUGUGUUUGUUUGCUCUGUCACCUCACAGCUACAUUCCUGUUUGUGGGUCUUACGGUGGAGUAAUCAGAAAGAGGGAGCAGUGUACAGCUCUGGGAAGUGAGAGUGACAUUCCAGCCUGUGAGAGUCAGAGGUGAGAACGCUGAGCCUUGAGGGUGCACAGCCUGUAAAUAGCCAUUGGACCUGUGAGUCAGGGGAUCAACAGGGCAUGUCCACUGAGAGGUGGGGGGAGAGUUAUUGGUGAUUGAGGAGGGGACUGUUCAUGCUGGGGGGUUAUUUUGGGAAGCAGCUUGGCAAGAUGUUCUUCUGGAUCCAGUCUGUGUCUCUUCAAUUUAGCAUAGCUGAAGUGGAAAGCUCUCAUGGAGAUCAACAAGACAGAGGAUAAAGGAGAAGAUGACAGUGAGUUUUGGUUGGUUUGGAAGCUUUGAGGCUCUGUGUCGCCUUUCCAGGCUUAGGCUUGUGUGUUCGUGUGUGUCUCUGUAGUGGUUCAGCGUGUAGUGUGGCCUGUUAUGAUUGCAGUCCCUCCCCUUCAUCUCCAGGUUCCCCUUUUUAUAGCCCAAGAAUCUAAAGGUGAGGCUAGUCUAGCAUGUGUUCAGCCCAAAUCUGUCUUGUUUCAAGGUCCUCAGGGAAAAAUAAUGUUUUAAGCUUUUAGGGGAGUUUUAAUUUUGUUCUUGCCAAACAUAAACUUCCUCUACCUCCCUAACUCCCUUUUUUAUAAGUAGGUCCAGAACCUAAAUUUUAAGUUGUAGCUUGGCAGCAUCAGGACUGGCCCCUACGGUUGGAGAAAUGACUUAUUUUUGUGAAGUAUGUUUUUUUUUAACAAGAUGCUCCAGACAUUUGUGUUUGGGACCAUAGUGACGGUUUGGACAAACUGCACAUUAUAUCAAAGUUAUAUUAUGAGCAUUCACAAUAAACAUAUCAAAAAAGGACUGUAUGUGUCCGAGUAACUAAAAACAAAUGUUUAGCUGAUGGGUGUGAAAUGCAUUGAAACUGUUGGAUGAAGCUAAACUAACUAUCAGCUGCCCUCUGAUUAACUGGUGGAAACUAAAUAAAUCAAAAACAUGUUUUGUUUUGUUUUUUAUCAGGAGGAACUUGCUGCGAACACGGGUGCUGUGUUAAACAAAAAAAGCAAAUGGACAUGCAGAUGAUGAGUUACAGCUAAAUACACUCAUGUUUAAGGUGGGGUAGGCAAGAUUCCAUUAGAGAAGCAUCUUUUUUUGUGGUGUAUAUACAGAAAAGCUUUUAACAUCAGUCAAUAGCUACUAGUUAUUGAUAACAUUUGGUUAAAUGAGGAUAUCGCUGUGUUUUGUUAUGUCUGUGUAGUCAACAUUUUAAAUUUUUUGAGUGGCCCGAUCACUCUGACUAUAAACAAAGCCACUCUCCACCUCCCCCAACUGGCUGAUUGGCUGCUCCCUCGUGUCAUUCACGAACCCAAACAAAGUUAGCGUGCUACAAUAUUGGACAGUAGAAACCAACCAGAAAGUAUGGAAAUUUUCUGAAUCUUCCUUUGGCCACAACUGCCGACACAAGCAGUUGACUCGGGCGGUAUAACGGGCGUUGAAAAAGGAGGUAGACCGGACAAGAGCUAAAAAGCUGGGUCAACAUAAACGAUGGGGGACACUUUGGGAUCCUACGGACCCUGUAACCUUUCUGCUGGACAGGUAAACUGCUUUAACAAAGUAAGCCAAGUGUCUGUAACAGAAGUGUUUCUUGCCAAACGGGACCCGCUGCAUGUUGUAGCGCCGCUAAACUGUUUACCAUGGGUCCUGGAGUAUGUCACUUUAUCCUAUUUGUAGAAGUUCUGCAAACAUUGUGUUUGCUGGUAGUCUAGCGAGCGAGCAGGAGCGUCUGUUGGUGGGCGGGGCUUGCUAGAGCAGAGAGGAAAGGGCAGAGGAGGAGCUGAGGGGAAAACAGGUUGGAAGGGGUAGUGUUUACAUUCGAGAUUUCUCCCAAAAACUGGCACUAACUCAGAUCCUGCCUACCCCACCUUUCAACAAAAAAGCAAAUAGACAUGCAGAUGAUGAGUUAUGGUUAAAUACAGUCAUGUUUACUUUGUUUACUUUACUUUACAUGUUGUGCAGAUGUGGUUUAUAUCUGGUCUAAAUUCCUGAGAUUUUGUAUUGGCAAAAAAAUACAUUAUUUUGCAGCUUUGCAGUGUUAUAUUCUGCAGCUGCAGUAGAUAAAUCAGCUGUAAAUCCAUGAUGUGAAUCUCUGGUCCCACUAUUAGUCCCGAGUUGCUCUUAUAAACCAACAUCUGUUGACUUAGAAGGACUUCACUUACAGUGAACACAAAUGUCAUGUUCCAGAAACCAUAUAGAGCUGGUUUUAGCAAACUGUUUGUUUAGCUUGAAGGGUGGUAGAUAGCAAUAAAGGAUAUGGCAAAUCAACAGUUUUGCUUCAACCCAACUGGGAUGAGAGGCCCAAAAUGUGCAAAGACAUUUCUUCUUUUAUUAGUGCAGCACUGCCAGCUGUUUGUGCCUUUGAUUCAAAAUGAGAUGGAGCCAUUCAUUUCUCUUCCUUAUGCCAAAUUCUGACCCUACACUAGAAAUGUUGCAGCCCAUCACAUCACAGUUUAGACCAGGAAAUUUUUAACAGUCUUUGUUUUGGCCUUGGUAAUCUUUCCUUGCCUGGUAAGCCCACACUUAUUAUCACAGCAUACUUCAGAAAUAAUAAUGGUAAUCGUAAUAGGUGGUUUUUUGAGUUAUUGGUGCCUUUUUUGUGCAUGACUUCCUCCAGUUAGAUAGUAGUUUCUGGAAUACUCCAGCCUGCCUGAUGCCACUUUUUCCAUCCAAAAAAAAAAAGCAAGUUUUGCCCUUGCCUUCAUUGGAUUGGACAAUGAAGACAGACAGGAUAUAUGGGGAAAAGAAAGUGGAAGUGAAAAACACUGGAGGGCUGAGGGCUUAGGGUUGGCCUUGGGCUGAUGUUAAAGGGACUGUAUUAGGAAUGACUGCUGUACAAACUGUGCCCAACAGGUGCCACAAAACAUGAAAGUCACUUUUAACAGCCUGUUUCCACACAUGUGAAAUUACAGGUGAAUGACUGCUCCCCACUGGGACAACAUUGUGGCCUUGCCAUGUCAAAUGUGGCCUCUUCAAUUUAGGACGCUUCUUUUUAAUUGUGAUUUUGCAGAUAAAUAUUCACCACAGUCAAAGUUUUGAAAAGAAAUAUGCUACAGUAUAAUAAAACAAAUACAGAAGACCUUUUUGAUUCUACUCUAUUCUAAAGAGUAGAAGUGUGUGGAGGUGAAAGCUGACUAAUGUUAAUUUGGUAUGACUGUGCCCUACCCGUGUUGAUGGAUUGGAAGAUUAGAUCCUUUAGGUUGUUGUAAUGAUGUAAUUUAUAAAGUUAGAUGUCGACUCUCUGUAUUUAAGCAGUCUAUAUCAGCCAUUUCUUACAUUUUCUAGCAUAGCUGACCAUAAAGCAUACGACGGAAUAUUAGGGCCACAUUAAGAAAAAAAAAAUUAAGACUGCAAGAUUAAAGUCGUUAAUUUACAAUAAUAAAGUCAAUACUAAUGAGAAUAAAGUCAUAACUAACAAGAAUAAAGUCGUAAUAAAGUAACUACUUAUGAGAAUAAGGUCGUAAUAAUGUAAUUAUGAGAAUAAAGUCGUUAUAAAGUAAUUACGAUAAUAAAAUCAAAUGUAACUACUUACGAGAACAAAGUUGUAAUAAGGUAAUUACUUAUGAGAAUAAAGUCGUAAUAAAGUAAAUACUUACGAGAAUAAAGAAGGAAUAAAAUCAUUACCCAUGAGAAUAAAGUCGUAAUAAAGUAAGUACUUACUAGAAUAAAAUCAAAUACUGUAACUACACACAAGAAUAAAGUUGUAAUAAAAUCAUUACUUACGAGAAUUAAUUCACAAUAAAGUAAUUACUUGUCAGAAUAAAGAUGUAAUAAAAUCAUUACUUACGAGAAUAUAGUAGUAAUAAAGUAAUUACUUACGAGAAUAAAGUUGCAAUGAAAUCAUUACUAACGAAAAUAAAGUUGCAAUUAAGUAAUUACUUACGAGAAUAAAGUAGUAAUAGAAUCAUUAUGAUACUUAUGAUAAUGUGGCGCUAAUGUGCCAAUAGAUUAAGUAUCUUUUUGUUUGAGAAACCUGUAUUUAAGUACUCAGGAAAUGCUUCACAGCUCUCAUUUCAACAACAAUCAUCUUAAACAACAGGUUAGAAUAUAAGGACUUUAUUCUGACUUUAUUCUCGUAAGUAAAUGACUUUAAUCUCGAAGUUAUAAUUUUUUUUUUCUUACUGUGGUCCUAAUAAAAAUAAAGGUCUUAUAAAGCACUAUUACACACUUGUUCAUUUACACCACUGUUUGCCCUGAACUGUCUGUAAUAAUUUCAACAAGAGAUCAAAAGAAAGCUCAUAUUCAUGUUGAUAAUAUAAAGACUGUUGAUACUGUUACUUUACCCACACAAAUCUAGCUAUUCAAUUUGACGCUUCAACACAUUGGUUAACCAUCUUUUUAGACGUAUUGAGAGUCUGACGGUUGUAGCUUGAUGUGCUGGAUUGCCCGAGAGCUGUUGUCAGUCUUGCUCCUAAAAGAAGUGGAUCUCUUGCUGCUCACUUCUGCCGAGAUCAGACCUACUUGCAUUCUCAAAAUAGGACUCUAAUAUUGUUCUUGCCACAGGCCCUAAGGGGGAGAUGACAAAGGAGGAUGUAUCAGAGCCUGUCGAGGGAGACACUGCACCAGGCUGGACCGCCUCCCAUCAACGGCCGGUCAUCCACCAGGUGGCCUCUGCACCCAUGCCCAGUGACUGUGGUGAGGAUCCACACACAUGCACCAGUUUAACACAGAGGAGCUCUGUGACAUUUCAGGCUUUUUAACACCCUCACUGCUAUUCUGACAGAGUGUGAAAAGAUGGGAUGUGACUGGAAUAAGACAAAAUGUUUCCACUGCUUUUUUGAUCCUGCAGUCAAAAGAAUAAACAUCUGAUGAUUUAUACAAACUUUGAAAGUGUUCCCCCAGAAAGUGAUGAUUGCUCAUCGUUUGAUUAGUGCACUGGAAGGCAAGACUAAUCAAGAUUUAGACGGUCAUCAUCAUGAUUGAAAGAAUAAUGAUCAUCUUGACGCUAAGUCCUUGAACUGCACUCAAUAACCACGCUGACUAAUGAAUCCAGUUAUGUCCUGGCAGAUGUCUCUGAGUUGCUUAUUUAUUCUUGUAAUAAUAUCAAGCCAUCAUUUUUAAUUUUGUUCAUCCUUUAACUGUAAUUUGGUCAUGACAGUCAAAUUUCAUACGACAUCCAAACAUAACCCUGUCAAUUUGUGGAUGAAUUUGUAAGUCCCCCAUUUCAUUCUCAUGUUUAACCGCACUGUGAGGAACAUUCCUGUUGUGAUAAUUCCUCACCUUUUUAACAGGGGUGGGAAUCACUAGUGCCCUCACGAUACAUAUUAUCAUGAUACUUGGGCCACAAUAUGAUAUUAUUGCGAUUUUUUACAUUUUGCAAUUGUUUAGCUAAUUUAGCAUUUGUCUUUGGUUUAUGUUUGUCUUAUUUACGCUGUAUUUUAUUUUCGUGUAGCACAUCUUACAAACCUUAUAUUUGUUGAACUAACUUUCUCCUGCUAUAUGAUGUCACCUCUGCCAACCUCACGGGACAAAUAGUUGAUUUUAUUUUUCCAUUAUCAAAGAUUUGACUUCAUAUUUGCAAUUAAUUUGAAAAAUAAAUACUUGGUAAAUAAGAGGAUUCAGAAUCAGAAUCAGAAUCAGAAAUACUUAAAUGCCCAGGGGGAAAUUGCUUUUUGUUACAGUAACUCCAGUGCAAAUAAAGUAGAAAGAGGAGAUAAAUAGGUAGAUAAAAUAAUUAAAAAUAAAGAAAUGAUCAAAAUAUGCAAUAUGUAUGCAGUUUUACAAUAUACAAGUAUGUACACUAUAUACAACACAAAAUAGAAUACAAUAUAUCACCAGACAAAGUAUCAAGAUUCAACGCUGUAUCGAUUUUUUCUCCCACCCCUGCUUUCUAACAACGUGGCUCUUUUUAAAAUGCACACUUUUUGCUGGAUGCAGAUUGACAAAGUGAUGUACUCAACUGUAGCUUGGUCAAAUAAUUAACUGUAACAUAAUAAAGACUGAACUUUGUACUGGUUGAAAGGUGACUGGACAGACCGUAUAAUGUUACCUGUCACAGCUCUGGUGUCACGAUGUCUCCAUUAAUGUCAAAAUAAUAAAAAUAGGCACACAGUUUAGCUCUUUAUUCUUCAAAGAGCAGCAGAUCCAGCUUAAAUGUCAAAUCCUUUUCAUAACCUUCUUUCACUGACAAAGCCCUGGUUAAGUUUCUGAACUCAAGGCAGCACUCAAAUUCAGUCUAGAAGUAUAACCAGUCUUUUCAUUUAUAAUCUGGUUUUCUUAUGUAGGUCAUGAAGAGGCACACGUGUGAAAAACAGUGAAAAACUCCUCAUGGUGCCCUCUAAGCUAUCAAAUCAGUCAUUUGAAAUCAUGAAAUACAAAAUUAAAUUGUAUGGUCAACACCGGGAUACAGGCUCCAAAACCUGCAAAAAUUCACACUGGAAAAAAAAGGCAAAAUGAAGCUGAAUGUCCAGAGUAUUAAAGUAAAAUUCAAGGGAACUCCUCUUCAAACAUUCACACAUGCAUUGGGACGUCACAGGUUUCAGAAAAAGUGGGCAGAGGAGUUAAGUGAAAUGUUGUUAGCACUAUCCACGAUCUCUCUUUGCUAUUUUAUGAAACUAGCUUGCUCGUACGUGGAGGACUCAAACAUUAUGAGUGCUUUGAGGUUGUGUGCACAGGUUGUCAGGCAGGUAAGCUGUCUUAUUCUUUUUGUAGUUCUAUAUGAAAUGAUCUUACUGACUAGUUUCAGAUUUCCUGUUAUCAGAUUUCUGUUGUUUCUGUCAGAGCACUUCAGUUAUCGAUCUCAGGAGUAUCGAUCACUGUCAGACAGAAUUCUUUCAGAUAAAUCAUACAAGCUUAGAAUCCAAUGCUCUGAUAUGUAAAAUAGGAAAUUAAUACUGACAAAAAUUUGAGCGUCUGUGCGCUCACUGUGUGAAAGGCCAAACUUAUUUGUUUUCAGCCUCAGCCAAGUUCUCUAAUGCCUCAUUUGGUUCACAGCACGCCAUACACUAUUACAUCUGAUUGAGUUUGCCUCUGCAAGCGCAGCAAGGGCAUUUACAGAGAUUAGAUAUUUGAUAGAAUCGAUUGAACAGCUUGUUGCAGAAAGUUAAUGUGUGUCUGCUGCUGCUGCAGAGUUUCACACAUACUCUUCCCCCAACGCCUCACUGGUGGAAAAAUAACAAAAAGCUGGGUCAUUUCCUUUUUUUCCCUAUUUUUGUCUGUUUCUAUGACCACCUCCAGAGUUCUCCUUCUUUGACCCCAGUGAGCCGCAGUGCAGGGAAGUCCUCCUGGAUCCAAACACCACCAUACCAGAGCUGUUUGCUGUCCUCAGGCAGUGGGUGCCUCAGGUCCAGAAAAACAUAGACCUCAUCGGAAAUGAGGUAACAUGACUUCAUAUGUUUCCGGUCCAUGUGCUUUGAAUAUAUUCACUGUGAAAUCCUCGUCUGUAUGUCUUUUAAAACACAUAAUUUCCUUAUAACUGAAUAACUAAACAGCCAUAAACCAAUAAAGGACCAUAACUGAAAACAGGAGAAAGAAAUCUGCUCUUUGGUUGUAGCUGAAAACUCUGUAAACCAGCUGCAAAACAGCUCCUCUCAGUUUUACAAAGUAGCUGCAUUGCAGCUAAUUGUGCAGGGGAGCACUUGUCUCAAGGGUAAAAGCAGGCGAUUACUUUCUUUCACUCAUUUAUUAACUGCUGCCUUUGAGAAAUAAAUGCCUUGUUUCAGUGUGAGUUUGUGAAACAAUUCUCAUUGAAAUUUAAAGAUGAGUAGGGUUAUGAGAGGCCCGGCUUACUUGUCAUUCAACAGCUCAGUGCCCUCGAGUUUAACUUCAUAGGUCAUUAUGUAAUAUAUCUGCACAGUGACAACAGCAGCCCUGGGAGACUCACUGCACAUCCUGUCUUCGUACAGAUCCUAAAGAGAGGCUGCGGUGUGAAUGAUCGAGAUGGCCUGACAGAUAUGAGCCUCCUGCACUACUGCUGCAAGGCUGGGGCCCCGGGCAUUGGUGAGUAUUGACACAGGUGUUAAAUAAACUCUCAGCUGGACUGUAAAAGUAUGUACAGUGUCUCCUUCAUCAUGAACGGUUACUUUAUCUGACCUCUCUGAGUGCCAAACAAAACCUUGUACUGUGACUCAGUAAUCAGAACUACUCCUUAAACUGUCUUCAGCAUCAAUGGACUGUCUGUCACCAUCCCCCCCUUCAAACACAAACAUACCCGUGUCCUUCCUUUAUUCCUCAGGUGAUGCAGAGACAGCAACCUCCUUUGCACGCCAGAUCCUAUCACUGGGUGCUGAUCCUAACCUUCGCUCCCGCUGGACUAACAUGAGGGCCCUGCACUACGCUGCGUACUUUGAUGCACCCCAGCUCAUCAGGGUGGUGUUGCAGGCCUCCCAGCCUGGAGGUGAGUGAGUGCAGAUCUAAGAUCAAACAGUGUCUCAAGCCGAGGCUCGGCAGACUUACUGCACCGACUGUAGAGCACGUUGGCUCAUAACUGGCGGUCAAAUGGCUGCUUGUGCUGCACAGUUGGCUGAUGAACUUGUGAAACAAACUGAAAGAUCAUCUCUGCAGAACAAGUCCUAAAGAUUACAAAGAAAACUCCCAGUUUCAGUUUGUGUGCAGUUGUCAUUAUAAAGACCAGAGAAUCAUAUACUUUGGUUUGAAGAGAAAUAUGAGUUGGUCCUAAUGUAGCAGUAUGUGAAGGGAAUUCUCAAAGUGUAAGAAAAAUACUUAAAAAAAAACAGCUCUAAGUUGAAGAACUGUUGUCCAAGUAGAUUUUGUUUAAAUCAAAAGUUCUGCAUUUUUCUUUAUUCUUUUGUAGAGGUGGAUGCCACCUGCAGUGACUUUGACUUUGGCACCUCUCUUCACAUCGCUGCGUCCAACCUGUGCAUCUCAGCUGUCAAAUGUCUCUUGGAGCUGGGAGCCAACCCUGCUUUCAGAGUAAGUUUCAUCGCUCUCUUACAUGCACAUGUCCUGCCAGUCUUAUAAAUGAGAUGAUUGAACCUUAGCCUUCCACAUCAUUUAAUCCAUUCAUUUGACUUGGCUAUUCAGCACAUCCAACAGAUGCUUGACAGGGUUGAGAUCUGAGGAAUUCGGAGACCAAGUCAGAACUCUUCAUUGUGUUCCUCCUGGCCGACUUCUCCCAUUUCUUCAUGGUCCAGUUCUUGAUGCUCAUUUGUCCAUUGUUGAACCUAUUAGUGGUGAAAGGGGUUGGUAUGGACCCCCUGAUCAGUCUGACUCUAUACAGCCUCAUACACAUUAAACCCUGAUGCACUAUGUGUCCACUCAGCCUGUUUUCCUUCCUUGGAUCACUUUUGGACAGCACUAACCGAAACAAACUUUAAACACCCCACUAGAGCUGUUGUUUUGGGGAUCCUCAUAUCCAGUUGUCUAAUCAUCACACCCCCUCAUUUUUUCUGCUUCCAACACAUCAGCUUUAAACAACAACAAAAUGUUGAGCCGGUCCUGAGCAGAUCCAACUCACUGAGAGGUGCCAUUGUAAAGAUGUAGUCAGUGAUAUUGACUUCACCUGUGAUGGCUGAUCAGUGUAUUUACACAUUACAUUAAUGUCUGUUUCCUCAUGUAGCUAAAGACUGUUGUAGUUUGCAGCGUCUACAUAAUUUCCUCCCAUUGUUUUCAUUUGUGCUGUUGACUAUCUAGAGGCGAGGACACCCACCGGAUAUCAUACUACUGUAAUUUGCUGACCUAGAUUUUUAAGGCCCUGGGUGAAACAUCUUGGCUGUGGGGGUCUGUGCAAUUUUAGAACCAGGAUGGAUCAUUUUACAACCAGAGGGUUGACACGCAUUGAUCUGUGCAUGAAGUAAAUCCUCAGGGGAUCACAGUUAAGGACACCGAGCGGUUUAAGGACUGAUAAAUGGGAAAGAAAUCGACGUAGACUUUAACAGAAUAGAAGGUGUGCGGGUCUGGGUCUCUUUGUGUUAUUUUAAUAUCAGUGGAAAUAUUCAGUUUCAUUUCAGUUAUAACAGCUUAGUCAUUUUGAAAUCAAUACUUUUGAUGAAUUUAUUGAUUAAACUGGAAAGUGUCUGUGUACUCAGCAGAAUAAUGUAUAGUGAGCAAGUUAUUAAAGCAGAGAAGUUCCUUCACUGUGAGAUGAACCACUCAGGGUCCUGCUCACUCUGUCAGGUCCCCAAUCUGCUGUGACAACCCGCUCACAUCACACUACAUCAGAAUUUUAAGACAGACUUUUUUUCAGUGCUGCUCAGUGAGCAUGUGUUUUUUUUUCUGUUAUCUCCGAGGAAGCAUAUUAAAGAUUCACAGAGAGUAGCAUGGCACCAGGUCACACUGAAUGAUUCCACGAUUUAUUAGAAUCUCAAACUUGAAAUAUUCAGUUUUAUGCCGCUUUUUCUCUAUGCAUUUGGUUCAAGAAAAACCUACAGAGGUCAGCUUUGUGCUUCCUUAAAUCCCAUUUGAAAAGUCGAUGAUUAUUUCUUCUUUAACACUUAUAUACCCAUAUCCUCAAAUGGUAACAAUAUUCAACACCGACUCCUGUAGAUUGAAGGUUUUUGAUUUAUCACCACACCAGACUGCUAUAUUAUCUAAAAUGACUCUCGUGUUUUACCUUAACUUCUCUGGGAGUGCAAAAACAGUGAACCUCUAUCUUAGUUUAUCAAGCAACUUCCCCUCCAUUGUUUUGUAACAAAGGUUGUAGUCAUCUGUCGUCUGGAUCUUCAGUUAUAGAGAAACAAGCUCAGCUAAUAUUAACAGCAGCUCAGCUUUUAGCCCUAUCUAAUUUAGAUUUUAAACCUCAUGAGCCCUGUUCAAAAGAAACCUUUUCUGUCCAUUUAUAAAUAUACGAUCGUGAAUUGAUAUCUGACCUGGCAGGUGACACCAGACGAGCACAAAUAAACCAUGAUGAAUACAUGUUUGAACCUGUCUGGAUCUGGGUCUUUCUGUACAUUGAUUGCCUCUCAAUCAGAGCACUUGCAGCUGUUAUUGUUGAGGUGCUGACUAAACAGCCCUGAUCCACUGGUAUCUAAAAAUGAAGAGUGUGCAGAAGAUCACCAGUAGAUGGUGACAUGAUGCUGAUCCUGUCUGUCGGGUUAGUUAUAAUCAAUGACAGUGUUUUACUCGUUGUUUCUCCCUCUGGGCCUUUUGCUAUGAUUAUUUCUUCUUUGGGGUCAGCUUCAUUUAAUUUUCUGAACACAGAUCGAGCCUGUACGUGCAUGUAUGUAUAUGUGCACUUACUUUCCCACUGGAGGUCACUAAAGCACCGCAUAGCAUAAUCCAAUAAAGCCAGCACUCAAACAUAAGUGCAGAGGAUCUUUAUCCUUGUAGUGUGUGAAUGAAAAGCUAAGAGAGCCUGUUAAUGUGGGUUGAUUGAAUCUGAUUGAUUAAAUUUUUCAGAGUUUUCUUGGGGUUAAAAUACACAUUUUUUCUUUAUCAAUGAGAACAGUUUGUCAAGAACCCUUUCUGUCUUUUGUUCAUGUAAACUUGAGUUAUCUUUUUUAUUCUGAACAGCUCGAUAGAUUUCAUAAAUACCUCUCUGCAGGGUAUUUGUGCAACUUUUCUUUUCCAUUUUUAUUGCAUAGCUCUAAAAAUAUAUGCGAAUAUGUAUAAAAAGCAAAAGUGAAGUUCCACGGCAUGCCUGAGUUUGCUCAGUCAGUCCUCCAACUCCAUUUCCAGGUCAUAACUUGUGCUUAUGCUCUUACACAUACAUUGACUCAAAGCAAACUAAGCAGCAGCGAUUUCCUGAAGGAACUUGUACUGAAUUUCUUUUGACUUGUAAUCUUCUUAAUAGUUCAAAAGGACAUGAAAAGUUUGCUGUACUGUGUGUGGAGCACUUAUGUUGCUGUAUCUCAGUCAAAACUCAUUUCAGUUUAUUUAAAGAGUGUCCUACAAAAUGUGCAAAACUUCAACUUAAUACUGUAUACGCAGGUCAGUGCAUACUACUAAGCUGUGUAAUACCAUCAUUAUCAACUACCAUACAGUUAGUAGCUACCAUAGUGUGUUUAAUUUGGAUCAUACUGGGAUUUUCUGUCUCCCAAAUUGUGUCACUUUUCCUUGAAAAAGUCAGUAUUUGCUGGCAGAGAGUUGGAAGACAUAAGACCAGAGCCAAGAAACUCACUUUCUCUUCUCUUUUUGAGUAAAGGUCAGACUUGGAAGUGGUUUAAUUUGAUAUUUCUCUUCUCCGUCCUGGCAGAGAUUUAUAACAACUAACUCUGGAUCCAAGCAGUGGAAAGUUAAAAAUUGAAAAGUAAAAAUGUGGCUGGCCUUUCAUGCUCCCUUUAUUACGUGUCGUUUGGUUUAAUAGCUAUGGCAAGCAAGCAGACUUUAUAUUGGGAGAAAGUUUCUGUCUCGUGUGUUUUCCUGAUUGUCUUCGUUUCAGGGUGAAUUGAGUUGCUGUUGCGAGUCUGUUUGGUUUUGCUGGAUUUUUGUUAUUAGACUGAAAUCUUUGCCUCAAAACUUCACUGGUUGCUACCUUGAGCUACUUGCUUUGUCAUGCUGAUAGUUGAAAAGAUGUUUCUUCCUUUAGCCUGUUGGUUUAAUAUACAGUUUAGUGCAAUCAGCCUUCAUCUGAAUAACAAAAACAGUUUUUCAAAGCUGUACUUGAAUUGAAAAGGUCAAGCUCCCCUUUGAUAAACAUGUAGAUGUGAUAUAUGCAAAUAUUUGUCCAUGAAUACUUAUUUGUAAUCUUCCUUUCCCUCUUGGUCGGUCUUGUUUACCAACUAUUGUUUAUUUAGAUGAUACAAUAGGAAGUGACGUCUGUGAAAUACUGUUUACUCAAUGUAAAUAAUUCUUCCUCUUAGAAUGAAAACUUUUUAAUAUCCACGUGGAUGGGAUUGAAAUGGCUGCUUUAUUGGGUUGUAUUAAAUGUGAAAGCGGAUUCCAUUACCAAGCCUCUCAGUAAAACAUUGAGCAUUUUUUUAGGGAUCACCCCGACGCAGCGUCAAAGAAAUUAUGUCUAAAUAAUGCCAUGCCAAAAGGCAGCGUGCCAUGUCAACCCAAGAAACCAAGUUAGAUGUUGAUCCCAGAUUCCUUGCCCAGCAGCCUGCAUUAAGACCAUGUCUGUCUUAACUCAGCCUGGAUGGGGAGUCCAAGGCAUUUGGGUCAGCUCCCUUUGAUGGAGCCUUUUGGUUGAUGUUCAAAGAAAUGAACCGAGAAGUUCAGUUUUCACUUUUGUGAACUGCUCUUACCAUGCCAGGCUAUAAUGAUGGGUUUGGAUUUACACAUAAUGUCUGAGUGAGUGUACUGUUUUAACUGUAAAGUUACACAAAGAUGGCAAAUGGAACAUGAGUAUUUUCUUGGAAACAGGGUAAAACAAUCAAAAAAGUACAGAACAAACAAACCAUCGUAGUCAGAGCAUGGCUUGUAUUCAGUUGGCAAAACCAUUAGCCACAUGUCUGUAGCAUAGUAUGUGACAGUUUGUCAAGAAUGGCUCAGUGUUUGAGCUUGGCGUUUUCAUCCCACAGAGCAUGAAUGGAAAAAUAAAACGUGCCAAAAAUAAAAGGAAGAGAUAAUUGCUCUCAAUCCACAAAAGUCACAAAUAAACAGAUCAGUAAAUGUGAAGUAUUCUUGUUCCCAGUUUGUCAUGUGUGUGUCCAAAUAAUCCAAGAGGGAUGGCUCUGGUGACAACUAAACACUUGCCUACAUCCAUAUAGCAGCACAACAUCAUCCAGUCACAUGCUGUGAACGUAUAUGUGGAUGGUGUUUGAGUCAUUCAUUAGAUAUAGUCAUGUUGUAUCCAAGUAUAAACUCCCACAAAAAGCACUACGGUGUUAUAGCAAACAUAGAAAAAGAGACACAGAGAGUCCCCAAAUACACACACAUAAUGCAUAGAGUGCACCUGAACACACUGCACGAAUCAAAACAAGACAAAAACCCCUCUAAACUGCAUCCAUUAGUACCAAAUACCAUCUGCUUAAUCCAAUUUAAAACGAUCCACAAUCCAUAAUAGCAUCAAAUUAGUGUCAUGUGCUGUUCUUUUCCUAUACUACAGAAAAAUGUAAAAAACAUAAUCCAAAAGACGUCAUACUAAAGCUUCAUUUCCAGUGCCAGCUAGUUUUAGAGAAAGGACAUGAAUUCUUCUUUUUGUCACACGACUCACACGCACACAGUACAAAAUCAGUAAAGAGAAAAAUUAUCCUAACUUGUCCGUAGAGGGAGCCAAAAUCAAUACAAGCACAAAGUUUAUCACAGGAGCUUUAAUACGCACAGUGAUGAGAAAUGAUUUAGCUUAUUCUUGGGGACAGCAUCAAUAAAGAACAACUGUAGCAAACACAAUUAAGCAGGAGGUUUCAUAAUUAGUUUUACAGUGAAUGCAAUCAACUCUGUGCUGAGUAUUGUUUUUUUCUGUUCCUUCAUCACUUUCCUCUCAGAAUGAAAAAGGACAGUGCCCAGCAGAUGUGGUGCCAGACCCGCUUGACAUGCCCUUGGAGAUGGCAGAUGCAGCCGUACUAGCUAAAGAGCUUCGAACUUUGCUGAGACAGGCUCUUCCCAGACCCAGCUCUCCUCUGCCCUUCACGCUGCGAGCCCAGACCCUCCCUGCUCUCUCAGAUAAAGCCAGGAUUCAGCUCGCUGCCAUGGGAAUCCGACUGGGUGACCGUGUGGUGAUUGCUGGACAGAAGGUGUGUGGUAGGUCGCUUUCAGGGGCAAAGAACAUCUCUUUUUAUUUAUUUAAAUCUGAAUCUCAUUUUUAAGAGAGACCUGUUCUAGAUUACACAAACAAAACAACUGUGGGUGACAAGUCGUACAACACAGAGGCCCUGUGGUGGGUUAACAACACAACAUUUGAUCACCAACAGAAACUUAAAGGGAUAUUCCAACGCAAGUUUAAGUUAUGGUCAAACACACCAUAACACAGAGUUUGACACCCCCUCGAGAGAUGCAUGUUGCCGGCUGCUUGCUUCUCUAGUUAUACUGACUUCAGUAAUGACUGCAGGAUAGCAAUACAAAGCGGUCUGUGGAGCCAUGUACACCUCAACCAAAAAUCCACUCUAUAGCCACAAAUAAUGCUCAGAACAGCACCUAACUUCAUCAACAUUACAUAUAGGGUCCCAGCCAUAGUACUAGCCAUUAAACAUCUUUUUAGCUUUGCCUGAUUUCUUUGGCAUAGAGACCAAACACAACUCACCCACUCUCCUCCAGAAGCCGCUUGUUUGUGGGGGGAGCCCUGACGAGUCAAUCACCGAGCACAGCAAAUCAUUUCCAUGAAGUAAUAAUCAUCAUAAUAAUCAUUUUGCACUGCAGACGCUGUAGUUCUUCUACCUUAGUGUCUCAGUCUGAUUGCAUUCCCAUGUAGUUAUGAUCAUAGAUUUUCUUCCUUGAGCUGCAAAACUCCGCUGUACUCUGUGAUCAACUCGUCAGUUGUGUUUGGUCUCUUUGCUAAAGAAACCAGGCAAAGCUAAAAAGAUGUUUGAUGGCUAGUACGUUGGCUGGGACCCUAUAUGUACUGUUGAUGAAGUUAGGUGCUGUUCUGAGCAUUAUUUGUGGCUGUAGAGUGGCUUUUUGGUUGAGGUUUGCGUGUGGAGACGUAGACCGCUGUGUAUUGUUAUCGUGCAGUCGUUACUAAAGUUGGUGUAACUAGAGAAGCAAGCAGUCAGCAACAUUCAUUGCUCGAGGAGGUGUCUAACUCAGUGUUAUCAUGUGUUUGACCAUAACUUAAAUUUAUGCCGGAAUAUCCCUUUACAAGCAAAAGAAAAAUGUGUUAGAGUGCUUGGGACAAGAGCAGCUUCCAAAAAUGCCCUCUCUGGCAUGCACUGUAACCACCAACCGACCAGAGUACAGAGUGCUGUAAUGUAUGAGGGUUUAGGGUCUGAUAUGAAUGCUAGCAGUCCAUAAUAGACAACAUCCAAUGAAGAGAGUUAGGAGUCUUUUAUAUUAACAAUAGUCCAGGUAAGAAGUUGGCAGUUUCCUUGCCCUGAAGGUGAAGUACCUUCUGCAGAUACUGGGCAAGGCAGAUUUACUAACCACUCUUUUUUAGAAGAAAACCGCAAAUCCCUGCAAGUGAGCAGUGUCAAACACUGACUGCAGAUGGGUGAAUACCUGGGUAAUAGGACUUGCACAACAGCAUCUGUAUUUUGACCCACAUUAUUGGCAUAAUAGUGAAGAGAGGGGGUCUGAGACUGAGCCCUGUGGCACACCUUUAGUGAUGUCAAGAAAGCUGGAGUAGACAUCACUGAGCUGCACACUGCUUGCAGUUGGAGAGGAAGUCUUUGAACCGGCCAAUAAGUUGGUCAGAAAGGUUUUUCCUAUGACAGUUUUGUAGAAAAGGUCACGGUCGAGGACCUCUGAGUCACAGAAAAAUGCAGCACAAAAGUUCUUUAUGUCCCACGUCCAAUGUCUCGUAUUUCUUUCCACCUACUGCAUUCCCAGUGUCACCUACAGUUCUGCCAGGUUUAUUCACCUUUCAUUUCUUGCAUCCGACAGUGUUUUCAUUGUGGGACAUUGCUCAAGCCUUUCUUGAGAUAAAAAAAAUCUCUGUUCGAGGAUAUGUGGCUUUACCCUUGAAGGAAGUCUUAAACUAUCUAUCAGCAGUGGCUUACACAGACCAAUACUGCUAUACGUUUUUUUUUUUUUUUUAACCUUUUCAUUUGUAAUUAAACACAAUGAAGCAGCCCUGGUAAAAGAAGCAGCCUCCACUAUCUGUCAGUGUGAAAUAAUAGCAGAACUGAUUACUGUCCAACACAAUUUUGUGCUUUGUUGGCUUGGUUAAUCUGAACAUUCAGCCAAUUAAGUUUCUAUUAAAUUUUUUUAAUGUAAUAAAGCUGGAAAAAUGUCAUAGGAAACAGAUCAGGAUAUUCAUCUUCAACAUUUCUGAUCUUCCUUCUGUAUUUGGAAGGGGGGUGACAUAGCUGCAGCACUGCUCUAAGUGUCAACCCUUUAUUAAUAAUUGAACUUCUAUUAUAAACUUUUCUCAUGUUGCUUUUUUAAGGAUGAGUAUCAUGCUUUUCCACAUUUACAACAAAAACUGCAAAGUUACUAAGUUUAGUGUCCAUAUUAGAUGUAUGCAAAGUUUCAAAUCACAAGGUAAAUAUAUGCUAGAAAAUAGAUGUAAACUGCUCAAAACGGGACCUUGCAAAAAAAAAAAAAAUGAAAAAUAAAGAAAAAAAAUAAAAAUAAAGUUUAUCUGUACUUCCAGCAAAGCAGAACGGACUGUGAGGUGACACCAUAGCAAAAACUAAGCGUUUUAGACGGAGGCAGAAACGAUAUUUUAAUACACCACUUAAUGCACUACUGUGAGAAAUUUGAGGUCUUUUUUGAUCCGAAAAUCACUUCAAGCUAUUCAAGAAGAAUCAGAGAGGAAAUUUUUAGUCUGAAAAAAAAUGCAUGAUGCCCCCCCCUUUAAGGGGAAAGCUGCAUUUAAGAAAAGCAUCAAUGUAGACUUCAUUCUCUGGAUACACUAAACAGAUUAUUAUUUGCAUUUCUGCCCAAAAUUUUAGGAGUUCGCUUUCUUUUUUCAAGUUUGUAAAAUAUGUUGUGACCGUGAUUCACACCUUUUUUGUCUUUGCUGCAGUCUUGACUGUAGCGAGCUGGGAGGCACAAAGAGUGAGAACUUUGACUCACUUUUUGUAGUUUUGGAGGUCAAUGCAAGGUAGGAAGUGGGAUCUGUGCCGACCCUGAGAGACACCAGGUGAAAAUCUGCUCUCGAAUAAGCUCACUAUCUCAGUCUGAAAGCAGUAAUUUUAUGAUCCAUUCUCUGUAGGGUACAUCAGUUCAAUGUGAACAACACAGGUGUCCAAAAACACAAUGUAACACAUUAGGAAUUGAUACCCCAUCAGCCUUUACCCACAUCUGUUUAGUGCUGUGCAGCUGUGCAGUGGUUUACACUUAACAAAGACACAGGCUUUGCUUAAUUUUCUAAAUUUAUGUCAGCCCUCAACCAAGAAAGUUUCCAGUUGCUUAGCAACACUUUAUUGGCAUUCGUCCAGCAUUCAGGGGUAUGUCUGACACUUCAUUUUCGUAUAUCAAGAAAAUUUAUUUGAGCCAGAUGAAGGUCAUCAGGCUUUUGACUCUGCGUAAUUUCAAGAGACACUGUUGGAAAUGUAAAAAUCCUCACGGUCUUCUCGGCCUCCGAUCAUCUUUUUUUCUUAGCUAUGUGUUUGUAUUCAAGCCUCACACAGUCCGUGGUGUGUGCAGCUGGCAGUGUUGACUUACCCACAUUCACUCUUUGUAAUAAUGAAUAUGUAAUGUGUGCUUCAGCGGCAGAUCAUUAUUAAACAAGCGGCUACAAAGAACAGAAAUAGUUACUCAGUCCUCGCAUGCACAGAGUCUUUACUUGAAUGUAUAUGUUGUGGGGAAGUCUUUCAAAGCCUGCAGUUCUGUCUUUUUGGCUGCUUCAUACAGUGUUGCUGGUCUUCACCUGUAUGUUUUCAUGAUUACAGAGGUGUUUCUUCAGCCUUUGCUGGGACUAAGUCUCUUUCUUGUUAUCUGCAGCAACCUUGCUCUCAGUACAUUAAAAUAACCCUACCUGUGUAUUUGGGCAAAGCAAUUCAUCCAACAGCCAAUUUCUGUUUCUUCCGUUCCUUCUUGUUAUUCAAAGAAAUAUUUGUAAGUGUACUUGACCUUCUUAUCCAGCUACACUGUGCUGGUGUAAGCUUCAUGUAAUUCCUUUGACAGCAGGGAAGAUUUAGACCCCAUAGGUCAAAUAAAAUUUUGCAAAGUUUUGUAAACGUGUUCAGGGUUCAGUGCUGACAAUUGGCUGCGUAGUGUUCCUACGGCAGACUGAAAUUAAAAUCACAGGAAUCCAUGUUUCUCUUUGUACUCUGUGUUCAAAUUCUGCAAUGCUGGCUUUUCUCCAGUGACUGAGAAAAUUUAGUCAUCAGACUGACAGCAUGGGCUCCGUUCACCCUGGGUUUCGCCUAGAGAGCCAACAGUGCAAAAAGAGACAAUCAUUGUAGUAAAAUUGGCACACAACCUCCUCACUCUCCUGUUGCAAUUGUUGCAAUAUCUGUGACAACCUGUCUCCCCCCACCUGCAGCUGACUUUGCAUGUAAUAGGACAUUUCAAGCCCCUGAUAAAAACAUACAAAAAUAACCUCAUUUGAACACACUCUCUGCAGAGUUGAACCUGACCCAAAAACACUUCAUAUAUUUAUAAGAGAUCAGAGAUUUUCGGUUAAACUGUGACUGAGACAUGUCUGGACCAUAGACUGUAUAUGGAAUGGAUGCUGUCUGCCUCCUUGCUGGGUGAAGCCUCCAUGAGAACAGCAACCUCUGGUAAUGGGCUGCAGUAUAGGUCAUAAAUCCCGCCUCCUCCAGCAAUCCCUAUGGAGCUGUGGACAAACUUAACAAAUCUAUCACACAGAAUAUACAUUUUUCUCCCCCCUGCUUGUAAUGUUGACAUGGAGUUACUGUAAGACUGGUUUGUGCUCAAGUCCUCUUUUUUCUGUACAGCUCCAUUUUUAAAAGUUAUUAAUACUUGAUACAGCCUAUGGGCCUACAAAGAUUUCGUAGCUCACCCGGGGAUACGCUGUUUGAGCCGAGUGUCAUCACAGCGACUCUUGGAGACUCUCCCGCUGAAUGGCUUGUACAGCACAAGUGGUGGUUUCAGGAAGUUGAGAAAAAAUGCAGAAUUACAGAGAGCUUGUUGUCUUCAAAUCCUUGUACUGGGGGGAGGCGAAACCAAAUUGUCCUUAGUGUGUGGUCUGGACACGGGGUGAAAACUACAAUCUCUAGUUAAUAGUAAAUGGUUAAUGUUUUUUGUCAAUUUACAAUUUCAGAUGACAGUUUUAUGGUUGCAUUGAUGGGAGUCGUUACACAUUCAUUCACAAAUGCCAAAUGGAAGAGAGAAACAAAAUAAGAGGAGGAAAUGAGGGUAUUCAGGGUUAUAUCGCCUAUAGAUGGAAACACAGGGAAAGUGAAGUUGGCAGAGGCUUGUAGGAUGUGGAAUAAAGGUUUAAUUUGGAGUAAAUGUGCCACAUGUGGGUUAAAUGGCAUUUUUCCUAAGUGCAAAAGAAGUUGUACCUAUUUAUUCAUUUUUGGUUUUGAGCGUGCAGAAACCUUGUUACAACAUCAUUCAUGUUUUAAAAACAUGAACUCGUACUUGACACUGUGCUCAGUUAUUUCUGUUUGAAUUAGAAAAUGUCAGCUAUGUGAGGAAAACGAGCUUUCAGACAUUUGUGGCAGCUUUUUUAUUUUACCCUGUUAAAGCUUCUUUAUUGAAUAUCGCCCCUGUGCUGAAACUGGGGGGAAAGCCAACUUGAUCUGCCUCUGAAUGUUAAACAGCCUUUUUACAAUGACAACUUUCCCAUUGUACCAGCAAUCCAAGUUCCAUUUCAUGAUUGUGCUCUUAUUCCCACACGUUCUGUGAAAAACAAAUUGGAUACAGCUUCUGUACAAUGGUUCUGAAGAACGCUGUUUGACUUUCAUGACCCCUGUGGCAGAAAAGAAAUGGUAAUCUUACUGAAAUAACUCCACUUUUAUGACAGAGACUCUGACAAAUGACUCUUAUUAGUUCAGGGAGUGUGUUUUGUUCUCUCAGGGCUGAGCGGUUUAUUAAAUUUGAAUGGGCUUCUUAAAACUGUAAAGUUCUAUUGAAUUUGAGACCAUGAGAUGGAGUCGUUGGUGUUAACCACCUUUUAUUCUUGCAUGUGUGUGAAUUGUUACAGGAACUCGAAUAACUCAUCAAAUGAUUCCUCUCUGGUUAGGAGAUGCUGCUCUGGAUUUGCUCAACUUGUCCGUCAGAGUGAACUCUGGCUCGAAGACAUGCUAAAGUUUUCCUAUGAACAUGCCGUUCACUAGGCUUGGAGUUAAGAAUGUGGGUGUAAGCGUAGGUGGAAAAUGUAGAGGCUCAACUGUUAGCACAAAUGGUGCUUCUGGUGUUAAGACACCAACCAGGACAUGGUGGUAGGUAGUGGAUGAGUGGUUUUUAGAGGCUGAUGCUGACAGUUAGAGAGCAGGUCAGCCCCAGGUCAAUCUAUUACACGGAUAUUACCUUGUCAUUGAAGCAAAAUGAGAAAAAACUCCAAGGCACUCUCUUAAUAAUAUUAAAAUGGCUUUAUUCUAACGGCACGGUCAUGUAGACCUCAUAAACAAACUUCAACAUGUUUCGGCAUCAAGCCUUCAUCAGGAAGUACAGUAAACAGAUGCUAGGUUGUGGUCGGGCCUUUUAAAGGAGUGCUUCUCCAAUAGGAAAUUGCCACUUGGCCUUAGAGGUUUGACCUACAUCUGGUGACAACUAAAAAACCCUCCAGCAGAUCUUGUUAUUCAGGUCAAUGGAAGUUUCAACAAAGUUUUAAUCUUAAAAAAACAAACAUGCGCAACAUAAUUCAAUAUGGAUAAAAUGAGUGACAACAUAUCAGAAUUGGUUUACAACAUUUUUUGACAAAAUUACCUGUAAGUUUUGAAGCCUUAACUCUGUGCUAAAACAACAUCCUUCCUUUACAAGAAAACAGUGUAAUCCUAUUCUUCAUUUAGUCCAGGGUGUUUUUCUUAUAUCACAGAUAUUACAUUGUUGUUGUCGUUUUUGAGUGGGUAUUGCGUGAUGGCAUUAAGUUAGAUAAGUUAGGUAAGUUAAUAAUAAUAAUAAUAAUAAUAAUACAUUUUAUUUGAAGCGCCUUUCACGUCACUCAAGGACACUUUACAGAACAUAUAAAAACAAUAAUAAAGCACUAUUAACAAAUAAAAUCAUUAAUCAUCAAACAGUUAAAAUCAACAAAGCAACAUUAAAACAUGAACAACAGCAAAGGAAUAAAUAAAGAAAUGAAUAAUACCAAUUAAAAUUUAAUUAAGAAAAAGUGAGUUAGGGGUGGUGGGAGUUAAAGCUCUACAUUUAGUUUUAAUUGAUACAGGAAAUUAAAAAAAAAACACACCAGGUUGCGGUAUACAUUUCUAAACAUGACUGAUAUACUCUUGUUACAUUAUGUUAUGUUAUUUUGUGUUGUGUUGUGUUAUUUUAUUGUUUGGCUAAAUUGAGUGUAUAAAGCUUUGAAAGCUCCUGCAAAGGUCUUGAGUCUUACUGUUUUUGCUCAGCUUUUAUUACAUGAAAUCCAGCGUUGGCACAUGUCCCACAAUUCCUCAGCACCUGAGCUCUGCUGGUAGGAUGCAGAAUAGUUAAAUGGAUACCAAGGGGGUGCUGCAGAUAUAUUUGUUUAUUUUUGUAAUCAGCCCUGUGAGUGCAGGUGGGUGAUUAUUUAAAAAUACCAUUAUAUAGCCCAAUUAAUCAGCAAACCAAUUCAUCAGCAGACCUGUAGUGGUCGGGGUCGCCUGUUGCUUGCCAUUAGUUCAGCUUUAGCCAAACUGCUCAAAAGAGAAAGCAGUUUGCUGCAUUGAUUUUGGAGGAAAUGGUUCAUGGUGAAAGAACAGUACAGACAGCAUAAAGCUAUUAAGACCCUGAACCAUGUCUGACUCUUAUAUCACAAGCUUGAAGAUGCAUUACAAAAUUAAAGAGCAUUGUGGGUGACCUCUGUAUGACAGAGCCUUAGUAAUGAUGUCAGGUCCAAGAUAAGACAAGAUAUGACAUUCCCAUAUGGAUUUAAAACAGCCUGCUUGGUCUUUUACUCAGUUUCUUUAUUUUACAAUCUAGCAUCUAGACUGGUAAAUCAUCAGGGAUUUCAUACACACUUAUUGUGGAUGGAGACAUGUAGACAUCACGUAGUAAUGUUGACCAGAGGCCAGCUCUGGCAGUCCCAGAUUUGUGAUCCAAAGAGAGACUAAAAACCUCCUUAAUAAUUGGUAUGAUCUUUGUGACUGUAGUCUGCUGUGUGCUCUUGCUGUUUAACCGUCUAAAUUUGACCCACUCAGAUGCACCCAGACACCUAAAUGAUAAGAAAUUACUAAUUCUAGCCCAGCUGGGCAUUUGCUCUCUUAGAAUCAGGCAUUAAUAGAUUUUUUGUACCACACUGAGAGCUGAAUCGCAGCGUCGGGGGUUGUUGAGAUAGACUUAUCAAAAUUCUUACUAUCUUUCUGCUCUUUUUUGGUGCAGCCGCUUACUUUGAUCUCCAUUAUCCAUUUUAAUAGUUCUCUCCUUUGCUGUUUUACUGAACAUACACACAUCAAAAUGCUGUCAAGUGCCUGGUAGGGGUUCUGCCCUUGACAUAACGCAUGGCAUGAAGAUGAAAUGAUUUCACACACUCCUCCCUCACUCGGAAGUCCCUCCGCUGCAUAUCUUGAUUUUUUUCUGAUUUGUUUUGCAAAAUGUGUUCGGGGUUGUUUUGACUCUCCGCGGUGUGCAAUUGUGUGUAUACAGGUCGGAACCCUGCGAUUCUGCGGCAGCACUGAGUUUUCUGGGGGCCUCUGGGCAGGAGUGGAGCUGGACAAACCUGAGGGGAAGAAUGAUGGCUCUGUAGCAGGGGUUCAGUACUUCACGUGUCAGAUGAAACAUGGUAGGUUAUACCACAAAACUCAUAUGCUUCACCAAUUAUGUCAAUAAGUAAUAGUUUUAUAGGACUUAAUUGGUCAAAUCAGGUGUUCACUGGUAUCUAAUCUAAAAGGAGAUUAGAUUUGUGCUCUAUGCUGUCACCACAGUAAAUGUUUCUAAUUUAGUUUAAACUGUGUCUCUUUCACAUUUGUUUUAGUCGAUUAUUUGUCUCAGUUCUUUGUAUUUUUUAUGUAGUGAAAUUGUUUAAAAAUUUUUUGAGUAUUAAAAAAUAUCAGUAAGAUAAUUUUGAAUUGAGAAAAUGAAUAAGCCAAAUCUAUAAAGGUUUAUUAAGAAGUACUUCAGGUGCUUUUAUACGAAAGCCCCAGCAAGGAACUCCCCGUUUGUGUUCAGUGUGAUGCCCCGGAGGACAAAGCGCUACCUCUCAUAGAGGUAGUUUGCUCAGUUUAUGUGUAGUUGGUAUUUUCUGGCUCAUCUGUUUACUCUAUCACUCACCGUGAAUGUUUGAUUUGGGAAAAGUGAAAAGGGCUCUUCAUUUUUUCAGUGGGCUGUAAACGGUCUGGUUUGAUGCCUGUUUGAUUAUGCUGUCGGGCAUCAAGAAUUAUUGUGUGGUCUUGUCAUCAGUGGUCUUGUGUGCUUCUGUAGGUCGCAAAAAAGAGGCCUUACAAUUUCAGACUGGAGAUCUAACUUAGUGUGGUAUGGUACAGAUAUGCAGGACGUUUAUUUUAAGAGAACUUGCAUAGGAGUAGCUGUGCCUCAGGGGGAAGGUUUGGUUAUCACUCAAUUGGAAGGUUUGGGGGCUUCAUACAAGGUCCCCAGGUAUGUAGAUCAAGUCAAUGUACCCUUUACAUUGAACAAUGUUGUAUUGGUCACAUACUCCUUACUUUUAGACGUGGCCACAUAUUCAGCACUAAACAUGGUGUUUGUUCUCCUGUCACCUAGAAAUUUAGGAAUCUCAAUUUAAACGUAUAUUCUGGGGUAAAUUUAAGUUAUGGUAACACACACCGUAACACUGACUUAGGCACCCCCUCAAGAGAGGAAUGUUUCCUACUGCUUGCUUCUCUAGUUAUACCAACUACACAGCGGUCUACAGAGCCAUGCACACCUCAACCAAAAAGCCACUCUAUAGCCACAAAUAAUGCUCAGAACAGCACCUAACUUCAUCAACAGUACAUAUAGGGUCCCAGCCAUAGUACUAGCCAUCAAACAUCUAGCUUUUAGCUUUGCCUGGUUUCUUUAACAAAGAGAGUAAACACAACUCACCCACUUUCCUCCAGCAGCCGCUUGUUUGUGGGGGAGCCCUGACGAGUUAAUCAUAGAGCGAGUUGAUCAUAGAGUGCAGCGGAAAAUUUAUCAUUAUUACUUUUUGGAAAUGCAAUCAGACCAAGACACUAAGGCAAAAGAACUACUGUGUCUGCAGAGCAAAUACAAGAUACACAAGAACUGCAAUUGCAUUUCUAUGAAGUAAUAAUCAAAAAUGUUCUUCCUUGAGCUGCGAACUCCUCUGCACUCAGUGAUCGACUCCCCCCACAAACAAGCGGCUGCUGGGGGAGAGUGGGUGAGUUGUGUUUGGUCUCUUUGUUAAAGAAACCAGGCAAAGCUAAAAAGAUGUUUGAUGGCUACUACUAUGACUGGGACCCUAUAUGUACUGUUGAUGCGACUCCUUCCAGUCCAGAAAUGACCGUACAUCAUGCGGUCAUUCCUAAAGUUGGUAUAGUAGAAAAGCAAGCAGUCUGCAACAUUCAUUGCUCGAUGAAGUUUCUAACAAUGAGGGGGUUUCUAAACAAUGUGUUUGACCAUAACUUAAAUUUACGCUGUAAUAUCCCUUUAAGUGUUCAGUGUUAUGCAUAUUGGUGAUCACCAAGUCUCUUGAUCACUAGGACACCACAGACUGAUCAUGAAUUAUUUUUAUCUUUUUGUGAUUUUUUUCCUCAGGAAUCUUCGCCCCCCUUUCUAAGAUAAGCAAACCCUUGGAAAGACACAAAACCAGCGUUACAAAGAGUUCUGCACCUACACGCCCCCCUCGUCGCAUUGACCUGUCACGCAUCACCUCCAAAAUCAACACAGGUAAAGAAUCUGUUGCAAACAGCUCACAACACCUCCUAACAUCGCUGUCAAAUGAAAUGGUGUAGUGGUACAGUGCUUCAUCUGGCUCUGUUUGAAUCAGUGGAGUUGGUUCUUUCAGGUCAGUGUGAGGCUCACAAGUGCUGACAAGUUUGCCUGAGAGGUUCUUGCACAAAGAACCUCAAAUAAAACAGACCUCAGAUCAUAAAGUGAUGACAUAACGUUUAAAGGGAGUGAAAGUGUUGCGCUUGUACGGCCUGAGGGUGAGAUUAUGUGUGAACUUGUAUGAACGUGGGAGCAAAAGGAUGUCACAGGAGCGAAUGGUUCCUCAUGUCUCAGGUAAUCUCAUGCUUCGUCCCCCCUGAGGAGACCAGUGGAUACGUUAUUAGAGUUGUAUUUCAUACAACAAGCAAUAAGGGCUGCAACAACUUCAUAGACACACAAAAUAUUGGAGUGAGAGCAUUAGUUGGAUGAACGGCUCUUUAAUUUUGUCAUUUAGUUUGAAGAAUCAUGAGGAGUUUGGGACACAACUAAAUGUACCACCAUCUAAAGGAAACAGUUGAACUCGCUCUUCUCAUCACUUUGGAAAUAAUGUGCUGAAAACAACAGAACAGGUCUUUGUGGUAAUAGCUCCAUUUUCUGCUAACUUGGUUACACCAACAUCCACCUCUCAUUCUAACAACCCUUAAGCACCUGAGCCUUCUGCAGUGUUUGUCUGCAGUUAGUUAUUAUUUGACAAAGGGUUUUCUUAAUUCCCAAAAGAUUGAGCUGUUUGUAAAUUAUUGGUAGAAUAUAGCUUGAAAUGGUUUUACACAUGAUCAUUGUAUGAGAGUAACUCCUCUGAGAGUGAUGAAGGUUAACAAUAGAGAGGAGGGUCAGAAAUUGUCUUCCAGUCCUCCUAAUAUCUUCUAAUGUGAUUUGUACUUUCUGAUUCCUCAAACUAAAUUUGUGAUUUGUUUUAAGUUUGUGGCAAGAGAAGGUCAGCUCUGCUUAUGAAACUUGAUUAUUUGAGUUUGUUACCGCAUGAGUUUGCUGUCGCCGCCUGAUAGUUUAGCUCAGGGGCCGCACAGUCACAGUGAUGACGCGGAUGAUCAGGAGUACCUGUGCCAACCUCGACUAUGAGUCAUUUUACUUUGAACUCAAAUAAUCGUCUCUUAAGUCGUCAGUCGGAUUUAAUUACAGCAUGUCCAGUCCUUAUCAUUAAAGGUAAUUAUACACAGUUAGUACAUGGAAAAUGCAUCAAUGAAGGAUAAACACAGGAGGGAUUCAAAAAGAAGGUCUGUGGUUAGAUUAGCCAAAGGCUGCAAAGCACAAUCAUAAGAGCAGUGGGGACCCAACGACCUGGGGAGCAGAAAAGGAGAGGGGGCAGCACGAGUGAGAACAGUUCAGGGAAUCAGUGAAUUGAGCCUUUUUUUUUUUUUUUUUUUUCUCGAGCAAACUUUUUUAGAAUUCAUUGUAUGUUCUGGUGAGCACAUUCACAUGCCUAGCUCCUCAACAUCGCCCAUAGACGUCAAAUUGCAGUAAUACAAAUGAAAAUGUAUUAAUGCUGCAGACAUUGUUUGAAAUGAGUCAGUAGCCCAUGUGUCGGGUAUUUUCAUCUGUACCAGCACUCUCUGCUAGUUAAUGAAAAAAUAUAUUAGGAAGACUUUCUGCCACAGUAUUAAAAGAGGAAUCUGGCAUCAAUUUUAGAUUUCACUUGGUUAUUAAGUUUGAAAUUCUUGUUUUGUUACAACCUUGAAAUAGAUGAUGUAUGUUUGUUGGGUGAUAUUAAAACAUAGAAUAAGUUAAUGAUAUACUGUGUUGGGUGUCAUAAAAAUACUCCUUUUAUUUAAUGAAUUUAGUUCUUUUGGGAACACAGCCUUUGGGAUACCAAAUGGAGUGCUUGUACAUACGGUUUUCUCGCUGACAACGUGGAAGUGGAGCUGAGUCACUCUGUGUGUCCAGCUGAGGCCAUCAGGUGACUCACAACUCAAAUUGACUGCGUUUUUUAGUUUGUAUGAGACAUGUCGCUGCCUGGAAGGAUUUAUCGCAUCAUAUUUAUUAUCUCCCUUGAAUGCUUCAAAAAGGGAUCUCUGAGGCCAGUGCUAAAGGAUGAUGCAUAAAUUAGACCGCCCUCAUGGUCCUCAGAUGCCCUUACCCUCGGGUCCUUAGUAAUGUCCCGGUGAAAAACUGCAAAGAUACACUGUAGUGUGUGGAGUUUUGUGUUUCUUGCUCCCUCUAGUGUUUACAAGUAUACUGUGUUGGUAUAAUAUUCAGAUGUUUUGGACGCCAAUAGAUGUGGACGUGACUGGAAUAGUGAACCUCAGAGAGUGGGGCCUGAAGAAUUUGGUGAUUGAUAGUCCAAUUAAGCAGGGUUUAAUAACCAGGGCAUAGACAGGCUGAAUCGCCUGGCAGCCAUUCAUCAAGCGGGGUAUGAGAGCGAGAGUGUUGUGUGUGGGUGCACGCUGCCACCUACACACACACACACAGGAAGCAGACUAAUUUAUGACCAAAUACUUUUAAGGGCCUUUGUCAGCCUUUUACAGCCCAACCUCAGAGAGCCACCUGUGUUUCGGUGUCCCACUGGAUCAGCCGUACUGAUCACUGGCUGUGUAUCUAAAGAUUGGACAAGUCAUUGCGGAAAUGUCUCGUCUUGCUAACCAAGAGGGACGGGCACAGCAGAGUGCCACGAUGGCCCCUAUUAGAGUGUGUCAACUGUAGCUCAGGUCUCAAAGGGCAGCAGGAACAUAGACAACACUCACGAAGCAACACCGCUUGAUUUUAUAAAGCCUCGGUCUGUGCUACAAUCUGUCACUUGGAGCCAAAGUCAGUAUGAGGAAGGGAUGGAUGGAGCCAGGAGGUCCCAGCAAGCUAAAGGUCAAGUGACAAAAAAUGUUUGGUAUUCCGAGUUGAAAUGUGGUCUCCUCUUUGGAGUUCAGUGGAGACACACCACUGAGGGGAAACAUUUCACAGCUUUUUUCAAAUGUGAACUGAAAUGGCAAUCAAUACCAGGCUGAUUUCAGAUUUCCAAAGCCUAAUAAUAAAGUCAAACUUGUGCUACAUAUCAAUGAGUUGAGAUGGUUUAACGGCAGAGUAAUGACUGAGUUGAAUCCUGAUGAGAUGCAAUUGUUGCUGCUUCCAGUCUGUGGAUAUACAGAUUUUUCAAAUCAAAUCAAAUCAAACUUAAUUUAUAGAGCACUUUUCAUGUAUGGACACAAAACGUACACACACACCUGCACACUCUCACUACUGACAAUAGGGAGACAUUGCAUGACACUGAAGAAUUGAGGAAGCGCCAUCUUUUGCGCCAUCCACACUGGGAGGAGUCGCAGGCUGUGCCACAGGAGGCACCAGCGCCCAGGCCCCCUGACCCCGACAGACAAGUAGGGCCUCCAGCAGCAGCCCAGACACAGCUUCUAGUGUGGAGGACCCUAAGGAAAUACUAGAGUUAAAACAUACAGUUAAAGCUUAAGAUAGGCUAAAAAACCCUGAAAACACAAGUAAAAGAGUAAACAGUUUAAAAUGAUAAAAGAUACAUAAGAUAAUGAAAAAAAUACCUCCAAUAAUAGAUAAAAUACAUAAAAUUAAGAUUAAUAUCAUCAUAAAAAACAAGAUAGGAGCAACAACAUCAAAUAAGAUAGAAUCACGUAACAACGUAAAAAGAAUGAAAAAACUAGCUAAAAGCCUGAUUAAAAAGGUAGGUCUUUAACCUUCCUUUAAAAAUAUCAACGUUUUAAUAUCUGUGUCAGUUAACAAUAGAGUAUGAAAGGUUUUCAUCUUCCUUGUGGUAAAUUAAAGUCAUGUCAACAAGUCAACUAAGAAGCCAGUUGUUCAGGUUUGGAGUUUUGAACUAGCUAAAAAUUUCAGUCUGUAGUAAAUGCCUCUGGCUCUGUGCUCUUUGAAUCAGAACAGAGAUUUCUUUUGAAGAAUCUUUUGUUUGUUCUUUUGUAUUUAUUGUCACCCAGGCUUUUGUGUGUGGGUGUUACUGCUUGCUUCAGCAUGUUUCAGUGUUUUUAUUGUGUAUUGGAGUUAAAGAGUCUUAGUUCAUUGAAGAAAAAUUGCCUCUCAGUAUUUCUUGUUCUAGUGACAAUGUCGUGCUGUCUCUCAUUUGCAUUUCUACUCUCUCCAGUUUCUGUUUUCUUCUCUGUGUAUCUUCUGUUCCUUGAAAUGCAACUCUUUUACAAAAGCUCUUUUUAGUUACCUUGAUUACAAUUCCGUAUUACAAUCUGCCUGCCAAAUGUUUCUUAAACAGGUCGUGAUGGUGAGCAAGUCCUUUAAACCCUAUAAUAAAUUAAUAAUAGUGCAAAGAUAACAAAUCAAGUCUCUAACUGAAAAAAAAAAACUUUAUUCCUUUAUUAAAAAAAAUACUUAUUUUAAACAGGCAUGUGAACCAUAAUGUGGCAUCACCUCAUCUAUAAAUAACACUCUAAAUGCUUAGAAACUGAGGAAACCAGGUUUACAUACUGUUAAGCCAGUUGAGUUUCUGGAGUCUUCACCUGUGGAGCCAUGUGGUUUGGUCUUGUCUGGAAAAAGCAUUGUUUUAGGUUGUGCCACAUGUUGCAUCAACACCUUGAUAUGCUGCACAGUACUGAAAGUGCCUUCAGCUACUUAUGCCAUGGUUAUGAACGGAUGCAUCUUCAUCCCAUCAUGUCUGCUGGAUUUUGAUUGGUGCUCUCAUAACAAGCCAGGGGGUCAUUUUCCCUUUUAAAGCAGAAGUCCCCCCCCCCAAAAAAAAAAAAAGAAUAUCAAAUUUCAAGACACCCUUUUUCGCAGUCCAUCUUACAUUUGUAUUUAAAGACAGUGGUUUUUGGAAGUGAGACUAUGCAGUGACUUCUACUACCAACUCAUGUCAGUUUUGAAUACAGCACAAUCCAAGGCCUCAAAGAUCAUCCAGUACUAGUUUUUUUGUCCAUUUCCCUUUCAUACAGCGAUUUCUUCAGACUCUGAAUCUUUUAACAGAAUUAUUUGUAGAUGAUAAAAUCCCUAAAUCUGAAAUAUUUGGACUAUUUCCUCAUGCAGUCUCUCACAGAGUGGCGGACCUCUUUCCAUCUUAAAUCCUGAGAGACUCCACCUCUUUUAAUACCUCUUUUUAUGGCCUGUCAUGUUUCUAGAUUGUCUUCAUAAGUGUGUUGCUUUUAACAUGUAUCCUGUAUUAGUAGCAGUGUUUGAUUUGUUUUCUAUACUUUUUUGAGAGAGUAUUGGAUUUAAAUGAUUUGCAAACCAUCAAAAUCUGUUUUUAUUAACGUUUCACACCAUUUUUGAACAUUUUUGGAAUAAGAACAUGACAAAAAUAUUUAGCUACUCUUUAACGGACAUUUGACGUAAGCUAAUUAUGACUGCCAAACAUGGAAACAUGUAUAUAACCUAGCAAAAUGUAUAUAUUGUGUAUAAGCAAGUGGUCACUGUGUCUUUUGUCUGUGUGUGUGUAUGUGGACGAAAAGGUUUAUCUCCAUCUGUCAAUAAACCCCUUGAAAAUCACAAGAGUGUACCUGGUCCCAAUCAGGGCUCAGACGGAGACGCAUCAGGGACGAAGAAAGGUAUCAGAGUAACAGCUGAGUGGGCUUUACUGCACUGUCUAUCAGAGAGAAGGGAGAGGGAGUCAGUUUUCACAAAAUCUCUCUGUAAUAACGCUUUUGUUUAAACUUUGAAACCACCUAAAUCUUGGUUCAACACAUCCCAAAUCCCCCUGUCUCUGAUUAUUAGUGCACCUUAAUAACUGAGUCCAACAUCACAAUCCAUCCAUACUUAGUCUUAAAACAACACCAAUGACUUUUUAUAUCUGCCUUGAUAUGUAGGCAUUCCUCUGAACCAAUAUGAAAUAUUAAAUAGUCCUCAUGGAUUGGUGAUAUGUGAAUAUGUCGAAACUCUUUAGAAAUUUAUUACACAGACAUUUUUCUCCCCCUGCUUGUGAUGUUGACAUGUGGUUACUGUAAGACUGGUUUUUACUUAAGUCCUAUUUUUUCUGUACAGCUCUAUUUUUAAAAGUUAUUAGGGGGUUCAUGUUUUCUAUGACUGACACUUGAUACAGCCUAUGGGUGUACGAAGAUUACAUAGUUCACCCAGGGGAUAUGCUGUUUGAGCCGAACGUCAUCACAGCAACUCUCCCGCCGAAUGCGUACAACGCUACUGCGCAAGUGGUGGUUCCAGGAAGUGGAGAAAAGUCUGGAAAUACCAAGAGCAUUUCAGCUUCAAAUUCGUAUAAUGACAGAAGGCGGAACCAAUUUGUACAUAGUAUAUACAGUCUAUGCUAUCUCCACAGUCCUAUUUUCUUUUUAAAGACAUGAAAGCCCUCCUUUCACACUUGUUUUUUCUGCUGGUCAACUCUAAGAGGCCCUGAAACUAAAGCUAAAUACAAGAGAACAACUUUCAUCAAACGUUUAGAAGUUCUUUGACCAUCACUUAAGGAUUUUCAAUUUAUUUGUAGCUGAAAGUUAUAUUUGUCACUAAUCACUUUGGUUCUGGUUAAUCAAUUAAGAGUUUGGCCCUUAAUGAACAUGUGUCCUGUGAAGGUCUGUGAAAGUUAAACCUGUAAUGAGGCUCAAAUAGUGUCUAAAGGAGGAAACCUCAUUCCUUGAAGUUGGAAAAGGAUUAGUGUUUGCCCUUUGUCGACUCUCAGAAAUAGAACAACCAACUGUGAAGAAAUGUACUCUUUGAUUUGUGUUGCCUUAAAAAGCCUGUGUCACUCUAAGUUUUACAAAAAUAACAGUGGAGCUGGCUGCUGUUUGGAUGUGAGGGCUGACAAAGCUGACACAAUAACAAAACUGAAAUAGAAAAAUGAAAGCCUGCGCUUCAUUAUUUGAGUGGAAUAAGUCUGUAAUAUAAGCCCAAAUGGAUGGAUUGUUAUGUUCAGUAUUAAGAGGGUAAGCACACUGUGUGGUGCUGUGUGAUUUUGAAGAAGCAGAAUGGAUAACAACAUUAACGGCUAAUGUUCCAGUGCCGCUAAGAAACAGCCGGGUCUGCAUGUUUUCCAAUCAUGUAAAGCUGAUGAAGUCGCUCUUUUAUUAAUGGACUUCUGUUUCUUUCUUACGAUGAGGUGUUGUCUGUGCCACUCACUUUUCUGCCCCUGUCAUUGCAGGUGUGCUCUCUCGCUCUCUCUCCUCCUCAUCCUCUUCACUGGACUCCCGGCCCCCAACAGGCUCUAGACCUCGACCACUGCCCAGGCAACGCCUCCCUCCAAGGCAAAGGAGGGAGCGUGUCUCCCCAGGUCCUAAGACUGCACCCUCUCAGGGUCUCCACCCUUCUCCUGACACCACUGUGCUCACUGCUGCAGGUCUGUGUGAUUCAGUAUUCUUGGUCUAAAAACUGUCAAAUCAUGAUGGUUGUUACGCUGAAAUUGUACCGAUAUCACGAUUAUGUCAAAAUGAAUUAAUCAACAGGCAGUAAUAAUCAAAAUUGACCCCUUUUCUCUCCCAGCUCCCAGAAGCAGAACUCCUUCAGCUUCAAGUUCUGUCUGUGGGGGCCCCGAGGUGCGUGUGGGGGAGAGGGUGCUGGUGGUUGGACAGAGAACUGGUGUUGUCCAGUUCUGUGGAAAGACCAGCUUUGCUCCAGGUCAGUUGUUAAACUGAUGCUGCCCCUGCAAAUAUUUGAGAGUUGAAACAAGACUUUAAACUUUGAUAAUAUUUAACAUUUGACUGUUUGUCCACUCUUUAUUUGCUGAAUGCUGUGCAUUAUCACUAAGACAAAUACUGUAUCUUCUUAAGCUCAAUUUGUGGGGGAAAACUGAAUUUAUUGAUCCUAUUAAGCUUUGGAUUAUUUGAACUUUUAAUGGCAUGCAAAUAUAAUCAUAUCAUAUCAUAUUGAAUUGUAAUGUAUGUACACUUGGAAAUGCAACUUCCCAUGUUUGGAGUAAGAUAUGCUAACACUGCGGAAUUGUUCAAACUUAUGUGCAGCAUCCUUAUUACACUACAAGAAACUCUUCUGUUAUAAAGUGCAUGAUCUGCAUUGCAAAUUCAGACAAAAGUCAUUGCAGCAGUGAAUAGUAAGAUAGCUGUAAAAUUAAGAAAUAAGGAAGCUGCUGUGGAUCAAAAAGCCAUUGAAAACCAAAACACAGAAAACAUCCCACAGUAUCCAUGAAUAAUAUUUAGGCAGCAGUUCUUCAGGCUUCAGUCAUGUAUGAAUAGGUUUUAACAUAUCUCACACCGUUGAGGAUCAUGUUUGAAGGGAUUUCAGUAAUAACUUUCCUUUGAUACCCUGAAAUCGGUGCUUGCAAUGCACUGUAAUCUCAGCCGCAGUGCACCCAGGACUGCAGCUCUAUACCAAAAGCUGCUUUCCUUACAGAACACUUCACAGUAAAUUUGCUUCUUUUUUACAUUAUUAUUGAAAAAAAAAUAUUGGCUGAACUUCUAUAUUUAAAGAACAAAGUGGUUCAUUCAUACUGUGGGUGCUUUGGUUAUAUUGAACACAUUAGGGAAAAAAAAGAGUGAGUCACAUAAUUUUUCACACUGAAUGACUACUUUCACUCUUUAUGACCACAAUCACAGCAAAUGUGUAUUUUUCUGUCUGCAGGGCUCUGGUUGGGCAUUAAGUUAGACAAGCCAAGUGGUAAAAAUGAUGGAUCCGUGGGAGGAGUGAGGUACUUCACCUGCCCACCAAAACAUGGUGUUUUUGCUCCUCCGUCUCGUGUUCAAAGGUGAGUGCAGUUCAUUAACAUUAAAGUCAGUCUAUAUUUUCAUUAAUGACUUUGGUUCUCCCAUGGAUCAGUCAUCUGGAGCAGAAUAAGGAGUUGGACAGAAUGCCUUGAAAACCCUGAGGUUGUGUUUCAUUACCCUCAUCAAUACUUCUGAUGGCACUAAUGAGCUCCUUUGACAGUGUCAUUUGUGUUAGCGUUGACAUAUUUGAUUUUGGUGGCAUGGGUAAGCUGUCCUCCAUGCUCAUGAUGAAAGAGAGGCCAAGUUUCCCAACCUGAAGCCUUAGGCCUUUACCCAGCAUGAUUCCUGCUUUAUUGCUGCAACUUUGAGCUUCCACACCAUCUCUGCCUUUAAACAGCGAUUAUUGAUUGUGGAGGUGUGUUUUUUUGACUGGGUUAGACAUAAAUAGAGGUCAUAUGAAAGGAAUGUAGGAAUACUUAUCUGGUUUACUUAAUACUGAUUAAUCACAGACUUUUGAUAAAUAAUCAUGAUUAAUUACACUUUUAAUCACAUGAUCAACUUUAAUUGUUCUUCAAUUUAAAACUGCUUCCAAGUCUGUAUUUACAAAGCGAUGCCGCUUUUUGCAGAGUCUUGAUUUGGAAAUCAAAUUAAUGCAAUAAAAUGAACUCCAUGUUAUUGACUUUUACAUUGAUUAUUCAAAUAAAUGCUGCUCUGCUAACCAGCAGUGUCUGUAACCAACACUUAAAGGUAGGAGAGACAGCCAAAAAGUGCAGAAGUAAAUGUAUGAAUAGCUAAGCAAAUUUCUUAACGUCUCCUCCACAGGUCUGUACUGAUUUUCACACUUCAAAAUAAAUGCUGCUCUGCUGGCUAUUUCUGCCUGCUGACGUUAGUCUCAUCAUCCACACCUUUAUGCUCAGCUUGUAGGUGGCAGCUUAAACCCAAAGUUCUUUGGUGAUAUUAUAAGUCCAGGUUUUCAAAUGGUACAUUCAGGCAGUUAAUUGAAGUGCUACUUUUACUGAGCUGCCUGUGAAGAUAUUAGGCUCUAUUUUUGUGCUUCGCCAGAGAUGUUGCAUAGGCGCGGCGUAAGUCAGGUCCGCCGCGCUGACAAGGCAUUCCCAAGCACAAUUUGGUAUUUUGGUGAGCGUAUCCCCCCUCCCUAACUCAGUUCCUCCCAGCUACCUAAAUCGUAGCGAGGGAGCAGAGAGGGCGUGGAGUGGGUUUAACACAGCCGAGACCUGUAUUGACCAAUAACAUCAGCUCCUCUCCUCACCUUUAAAUCCACCACUGGCGAGGCGUAUUACAAUUUUCAUGAAGUAGUCAAAGAGAUCAAGAGAUGUCUGAAGACAGCAAUGCCACACGAUGGCGACAGAAGGCAGCCCCUCAACAAGUGUCGCUGUAAGCGCUGCAGAGGGUGUCCUUCACACUCUCUCAUAUAAGCACAGAUGGAUUUGGUGUGUGUAAUGUUGGACCCACUGGUAAGACAAACACCCUUUCCACAAAUAAGGACACUCACAUAAAGUUGCAUAUAUUCAAACCUCACGUGACAAAGGUGGGUUGUGCGCACAGAUCACAUCAUAAAUUCCAAUAAUGGCAUUAAAAUCAGAACCAUCUGUGCGUAAAUGACGCAUCACAUUCUGUGGCCUGGCUCUUUCUUUCAUAGAUCUUGGCAUAUAAAAUAAAUUUGGCUCACAAAACUGAAUAUUAUAAUAUUCGUCUGUAGGCUUAAAGUAAAUAACUCAUCUGAUCACUAAAACAAAUCAUCUGUUCAGCCAAAGCAACAGCAGCUGCAGCAGGAUGGGGAGAGGACACGCAGACAUGUCCAGGUUGAGCUGCGUGAGAAAUUAGAGGAAGAAAGAAAAGGAGGGAGACGAAUUACAUAUCUUGUUCGCUUCAUCAUGUGUGUCUAAUUACUAGAUAUUUAAUUUAAUUUAAUGCAGUUUCAGCUGUUAAUUCGGUUAGGUUGUGUGCCCAAACGCGUGCCAAAUGCGCUCAUCAGAUCAGAUAUAGAUCAGAAUAUAUCUAUAAAGAUCUAAAUGUAUGUGCUGACUCAGAUUAUUAGUUGUUGUUGAUUAUUUAUUGCACUGAAAUGUGCCUGACACUGUGGAAACCUGUCGGUGAGGCAUCGGUGACGUAUGCCGACACGCCGCCGGUCUACCAAAAUACCUCGAGACCAGCUGCGCUCCGCCUGUGCUGAAAGCUGACCAGGUUUAAAUUGGUGAGCUUUCAGCGCACUUAAUACGCCACCAGCAAGCACGAAAAUGUCUCUGCGCCUGCUGAUUCUGUCGACACCUCCGUCUGCCACGCCACCACGCCCAGCUUGGCGGACCUCGGUGUGCCUCAGUCCAUGAAAAUACCAAACUGGCUGUACGUCGGGCUCCGCCAGACUAAAAUACCACUGCGCGGGGUCCGCCACCCUCCGCUGCAUCACCGGCGGACACAAAUAUAGAGCCCAUUGUCUAACACAGGAGACCACACAGCAGAUGUAACUUUAUUUGGUCAGAGUCGAAUCUGCUGUAUGUGUGGUCUCAGUCAGCCUGACUGUCAGCUGAGGGAGAUUCUCUGUGUCUUAUUAGAGUCUAAAAAAUGUGACAUAAAAACUAAAAGCAGAAAAACUAAGUCACUUGGAAUUGGGCAGCAGUUUCUCAUGUAUUUUAUAGUCACCUUAAAAGGAUAUUCCGGCGUAAAUUUAAGUCAUGGUCAAACACACCGUAACACCAAAUUAGACACCCUCUCCAGAGAUGAAUGUUGCAGACUGCUUGCUUCUCUAGUUAUUCCAACUUUAUUAAUGACUGCAGGAUAGCAAUACACAGCGCUCUAUGUCUCCACAUGCACACCUCAACCAAAAAGCCACUCUAUAGCCACAAAUAAUGCUCAGAACAGCACCUAACUUCAUCAACAGUACAUACCGGGUCCCAACCAUAGUACUAGCCAUCAAACAUCUUUUUAGCUUUGCCUGGUUUCUUUAGGAAAGAGAUCAAACACAACUCACCCUCUCUCCUCCAGCAGCCACUUGCCACCAUAACUUAAAUUUUAGGCUUGAAUAUCCCUUCAAAGGUACAGUGAGCAGUAUUAUAGGGGUACACAGCUACAGAGAAACCACCAAGAGUCAAUUGGAUUUUCAGAGUAUCCAGCCUCUAAAUGCUGGAGGCACUUUCACCAAAAAUUGUCUGAAAGAAUUAAUAAAAAGGUUUGUAACAGGCCAGACAGAUACAGAUAUUAGAUAGUUUUUCUUUUUGUGUCACAGUACUUACACGAUUGACUGCUGUAAAUUGAAUUUCAACUGCUUUUACAACUAGUUUUACAAUUACACAAGGUAUACCCUAGUUUUUAAGUUUUUUUUUAAUAAUAUCAUGAGCAUUUUUAGUUGAUAAAAGGGGAAACCACAGAAACAUUAACAAUGUUUAAAGUGACUCAGCAUGUUGGUACAUGCAUGUAGAUAAAAUAAAGGAUAAAUGAAGCCACUAGAAAAACAGGUCUAUAAAAAAAAUUGAUUUUAAUAGGGGUGUCCCAAUACCAUAUUGAUAUCGUUUAUCAGUCAGAUAUCAGCCAAAAAACAAAUAUCAUAUUAUACUGGCCUGCAUCUGCAUCAGCACUCCGAUACAAGCAGUCCAUUCCAGACUCCACUCUGGCCCCUCUGGCUAGCAGCGCCUGGAUCCAGCAUGCAGAGCCCACGUGAUCACAACAACAGUGUGUACUAAGGUACUAACAAAGUAGCAAGGAGUAAUAGUGAUGUCGGCUGUGUGGCAGAAUUUUUCGUUUAAGUCCAAAAAAGACAUUGCAGCUGAGUGCAGAAAUUGUCAUGCACAAGUUUGUGCAAAUAUCGGAUCAAUAUGGGUGUCGGCCAAUACUGAAGGCGACAAUAUCGUUAUUGUAUUGGAAGUAAAAAAAGUUGUAUCGCGACAUCCCUUGAUUUCAAUAGCAGAGGCAGUGUUGUAUUUGCAACAUCUGUGAAAAAACUUGACCAGUCUAUCUAAGACCAGCCAGAGCUCCAAAAUAAGAUCCACUUGACUGAAGGACUGAGUCGUCUCAAGGGGUUAUAUCAGUCUCCAGAGAGGUCUAAUCCAUCCCUAAUGUGGCUCUCUGGUGUGUUUCAUAUGAGCUUAAAAGUAACUUGAAUUAUAAACUAUUUACCUGGAUGUGUUUUUUAAUCCGCUCCAAUGCAUUUAAUAAUAGAGUCAGUGGAGGAUCUGUUUUAGCAGAGUUAAAUGAAAGUUUUUUAGGGAUGUCAUCUUGCUCAUGGAUUAGUGAAGUCACUCUUGUAGCUUUGUUCUGUUCAAAUGUUGUACUUUUAAUAGAAACUUACUCAUAAAAAAUAUUCUUUGAGUACCUAAGGAUGUGAGUUUUGGCCUGGUUUUGCUCAUUAUUUGCCAUUUGGCUUGUACUCACCACAGAAAGUACCCUGAGUCCCACAAACAGGAGAUUAAUUCUAUUCAUUAGAAGUAAAGCUGCAAAUGUAUCUGUGUGCUCACAAAUCUAUCAUUUAGUUCCUGUGUAGGACAUUUUGUGCUGUACAUCCUAAAAAUCGGUGCUGCAAAAGCAAAUAUUGGAAGCCUUUUGCAGAAAUGCAAAACAGAAUAAUAAUUGAAUCUAAACUUGGCCCUUUUCCUUCUUCUCUUUCCGAUUAAUCAAACUGUUGCAGAGAUUUAUCCCACCAUUAGCUCCUGCAGCUGGACUGCUUUUGUUUGAGAUACAGAUGGAGGGACCACAUAGAGGAUCUUGUCAAACAGACCCAGACCUGCAGCUCUGUGCUGGAGGCUACAGCCAUGACAGAAGCAGGACAAGCUCACACAGUCUCCCCUAGUCAGGAUGAUGUGAACUGACAGGUUUCAGAGCGUUAUAGUCCAGUAGUUACAAGUUUUAAUUCUUCUUGUCACGGUACACAGAUUUUGAGUGUGAACUGGCCGGAGCUCUCCAGGGAGUCUCACUUCAGUAGAGCUAUGAACUCUAAAGCUAUCCCAACUGUUGGUGCUUUGAUGAUGCUACUGAUGUAGUCCCUCCAAACUUCCAAUCGGAGUUCAGCUUGGUUCAGAUGUGACAGUGAAGGAUAUCAUGAUUUCAUCAUUUUAUUGAGUUUGCCCUUUGCACAUUUGUACAGAACUUGCAGAACUGCAAACUUCAGGCUCAAACAAAACUGAACCACACUGAUAUUUUGUCACGGGACUGUAACAGAUCUGUUUGAUGCACAGAACCAAGGACACUUAGUGACUGCCAGAGUGUCCUUGAACACUGAAGGAUUGAUGGACUCUGCCUCUGAGUUACACUGGGACAUUGUUUAGACUUUCACACACUAAGAUUCUCUUGACCUCUUCAAAAUAGUGAACAACCCAAACACUGUAUUAGAGAUACAGCAUUCACAGUGACGUUACCCAUCCUGCUGUUUUGUCUGGCUGCAUUUUGCAUGUCUACACUUUUAUACUUUGAAGCCAGAAGUGUUUGGACAAAAGGCUGGGACUGGAUUGGAAGUAGGGGAGUAUAUACUAAAGCGAGAGAGCAGCCUUAUGACAAAACAUGUUAAAUGAAGAAACGGAAAAGGUGACUCCUUGGGGUGUCUUUUACUGCAACCAUACAAGAAAAAAGAGUUUUUAAGUUCCCUUUGCUCACAGUGAAGAGGUAGUUACACCCUGGAGCAUGCCCAGCUUUAUUAACUGUUAAACUACUAAUGGGACCAUAAUGCAUCUGUUUAUUAUACACUUAAUACUAUUUACUCUUUUUUAGUGCUGCAGGAGAACAAGAGCUAAUCCCAGCUGACUUUUGUCAAAAGGAAGGGUUCACCCUGACAGUGUGGUGGUGAAUCACAGGGCUGACACGUUAAGACAGAAAACCAUUUACACUCACAGUCACACCUACAGGCAAUUUCGAGUCACCAUUUAGAGCCUUUGGAGUGUAGGAGGUGUCCGAGGGGAGCCCAGUGGGGAUGCACAAGCUCCCUUGUCACUGUAAAGUGCUCCACCAGAGGAAGAGAAAAGAACUUUUAGGAUAAUUGUUUAAUAAAGGCUGGAUCUCUCAUUUGUGAUGCAUUCAGGUGACUGCAGCACUGUUAGCUGCACUUUGUAGACAAGGUAUCUGUUCACAGAGGUAAAUGUGUGUAACCACCAUAGAUUAUAUUCUGCCUUUCUAUCGUUCUGAUAUUUUAUGUGGACACUCCUAAGUCUGCUGAUAUAGUGAACACUUAAAGGGAUAUUUCGGCGUAAAUUUAAAUUAUGGUCAAACACACCGUUUCAUCAUUUCCUUGAAGUAAUAAUCAUCAUAAUAAUCAUUUUUCACUGCAGACGCAGUAGUUUUUCUGCCUCUGCGUCUCAGUCUGAUUGCAUUUCCAUGAAGUAAUAAUCAUAAAUGUUCUUCCUUGAGCUGCGAAACUCCGCUGCACUCGGUGAGCGACUCAUCAGGGCUCCCCCCACAAACAAGCAGCUGCUGGAGGAGAGUGGAUGAGUUGUGUUUAGUCUCUUUGCUAAAGAAACCAGGCAAAGCUAAAAAGAUGUUUGAUGGCUAGUGCUAUUGCUAGAACCCUAUAUGUACUGUUGAUGAAUUUAGGUGCUGUUCUGAGCAUUAUUUAUUUGUGGCUAUAGUGUGGCUUUUUGGUUGAGGUUUGCGCAUGGAGACGUAGACCGCUGUGUAAUGCUAUCCUGCAGUCGUUGCUGAAGUUGGUAUAACUAAAGAAGCAAGCAGUCGGCAACAUUCAUCUCUGGACAGGGUGUUAUGGUGUGUUCAACCCUAAUUUAAUUUUAUGCCAGAAUAUCCCUUUAAACCCACCAAGAAACAGAAACCACUACUCUCUACUAAAAAUGCAGACCGCUGGGCACAUGUUUGACGUGUUAAUGUUGAACCUCUAAAUAAAGAUCAUUGACGUGGAGGCUUUCUCUUCUUUCACACAGUCUUUGGUGAUUCAUCUCCAGGCCCAUAUUAGUUCUGCACCUCAGAUUGAGCUUGCUCACCAUGCAGAUUAAGUGAUGAGUCAACAGAUGUGCUGUGCGCCAAAGUGACUGUUUAUGAAAAUCAUUUAAUCCUGGGGAUACAGAAACAGUGUCUGACUUCCACAUUUGAAGCCAAAAAGUUCCUCUGCAGAAAUCUUUGUGUUUUUAACAUCCUGUUUUCAGCAAGUGGAGAAAAAACCUAUUGACCUCUUUUAUCGGGUGGCACAUUAGCAGCACUUUGCCUCAAGUGCAUAAUGUGUGUCAUAACUGAGUAAAAGCCAUUACAGUUUAAAAAGCAGUUAACAUCUCGAGUACUAGAUGUGUAUAUUUCAAGGAGAGAUGGGCUCUUAAGAAGGAAUUGCUGGUUGAAUUAACAGAUUCCUUUUUUUAAAGGUAUAAUUAGUCUCUUCACCUUCCUUUGCUCCUAGUGUUUCACCUUUAGUGCUGUUUUAGGCAAACUUCUCCUUUUUCCCUGCUCUACAUCUCCCUCCUUUUGCCCUAUUUUUUUUUUUUUUUUAAACACAGCUGUUUACGUCUUCCAUAAAAGCUACUUUUUUUGUGUCUCUGUGUUUUUGUCAUCCUCUAUCCAUGUUCUUUCCCUCUCUUCUGUUCUUCCCUCAUUAACCCCAGGGCGCCUAGUGUGCUAAACUGAGGACAUGCUUUCCUCUGGUCUAAUGGAGAAUCAUGUAUUCUCCUCCAUGCUGUAAAGUUCUCCUCUUUUCUUUCUUUUCAUCUCAGCAGUUGUGACAACCCAUCAGAGAUGCAGGCAUCUGUUUUUUAGCCAAUCCUCUUCGUUGUUUGUCACUUUCACCUUUCCACUCUUUUUACCCCCUACAUUUUUUUAUCAUUUUUAUCUUUUUGAUGUCAGCAGAGUCCCUCUAAAUGGCUUUUAAAGCUCUAAUGAUAUUACGGUCUUGGUGAAACAUAGAUGAACAGGACAGGAGCGCUUGUACCAGAAGCAGAGAUCUGCUGUUUUCUCUCGGAGCUGCAGUCAGAAGAAGAAGCUGUCACUAGAUGCACACCCAGUAGGGAUGAGUGAUAUGGGCAAAAAAAUUUAUCACAAUAAGUUUUGCCAUUCUGGCGAUAACAAUGAAAUAAAAAAUAUUAUAAUUCCAAUCUAUAUUUUUGACUCAUUUUGUCCUGAGAACACCAGUUGGAGUAGUCAAAUAAGAAACUUAACCACAAGUUUGAGUGGUAGGUUAUGGAGAAAACUAAUGACAUUAAAAAAGACUCAAAUGUGAAAACAUUUUAUACUGUCCGAUGUCAGGCAUACCUGAUUGCACUCGUCUAAGCCCAAUCUUGAAGGAAAUCCCUCAUGUUAAGACUCAUUCAGUAACAAACUGCUCAGAAACGUCUUCUUCAUUACCUUCAACCAUCUUUGUUUGUUAUUCUGCUCUGUGUGGCCUAUGGUUGUGAGUCCGUCGCUCGCUCUUAUGUCAUCAACUUGCAUUUAUUGUAUUUAUCAGGAGACGGCAAAUAUUUAUCAUGGAGGAUUUUUCUGACGAUGUAUCAUGAAAGAUAGUUUAUUGCUCAUCCCUAACGCCCGUCCAACUCUUAUGAAGUUUUGACCUCUAAAAGUUUCACUAUUUCCUGGUAAUUGAAUGAAUUUUAAAAAACAACCCUCGCUUUCCUUUGCUCUUAAUAAAUUCUCUGUGGAUGAUGAAUUGAAGUAAGAUAGAGAGUGUCUUUCUCUCAGUGGAUUUUUUGCACAGAGGCAUGACUAAUGUUGAAAACUCAGUGAUGAGACCUAAAUGGCUGCAGAGCUUUAUUACAUCACUUACACCCUUUUUUCUGUUUUGACACACAGGAUUCACGGAUCUGUUGACUGCCUGUCAGAGCUCUCCUCCUCACGCCUCAGUCAUCCUAUCAGCGGUAUGACUUCUGCCUUCACACAGCUCUGACCGAGCUUUAUUCGAAACGUGCCUCUGCAUUUAUUUGCAUUUCAUUACACUAUGAGAGCUCGAGGAGUCAUUAGAAUGCCAGAUUCAGUGUGGCAGUACUUGACUCUUGUAAUUGUCAUGCAGGGACGAUCCGUCGCAGCUUCAGCACAUCAUCGGCCAUCGCCAACCCAAAGGAGUCGAGCAGGAGGAGUCCUGUUAGCAGGUGUGCCUCUCUCUUUUUUCCACAUGGCCCUCACAUUUCACUCUCCCUGAGCUUCAGCUUCAUCCUAAUUCCCUGCAGCAGUGGCAGAAUCAAUACCAAUAAGAGGCCCUGGUAUUAGUCAGCAAAGGUUCCUUUUUUAAAUAGCCAAUGCAUGAUUGUGGUUAUAAUGAGAAAGAACAAGGCAUUGAAGAUCAAUCCCUCAAACACCCAGCUGCCAUGAAUCUCCCAUUUACUUUGAGAUAUCCUCUCACACUGCAUACCUUUUCUCAUAAAUCUUUCUCUGCUCCUUUUUUUUUUUUAUCCUCGGCUCCCACAAUUCAAUAAAAAAAGGAGUCGUUCCAACCCUCACCGGCGCCGCUGGAACACCCUCAGUGGCGGUGUUGGCGGUGUUCCUAGAAGCACGGCAGGGUCCAGUCCUUCACCCAGCAGUGACAGCCAGGUCUGCCUCCAUGUGGGCAUGCAGGUUCUGCUCACCAGUGCCAAUGAGAUGGCGUUCAUCCGUUACCUGGGCACAGCGGACUUUGCCCCAGGCCUUUGGCUGGGUCUGGAGCUCCGGAGCCCCAAAGGCAAGAACGAUGGCUCUGUGGGCGGCCGCCGAUACUUCAGCUGCCGAGCUGGCCACGGCGUGCUGGUCCGUCCCAGCCGCGUCACCUACCGUGGCAUCAACGGUUCACGCUUGGUAAAUGACAGCAGCUGAGAACUGUGGGAGUGGGGCGGGCUGUAUAAAUUCAGACGGUUUGUCUUUUUGUUUCUGAUCUAUUUAAAGCAAAUAUUUGAAGUUGAAACAUUUUCUUCUUUUUUAGCUCAUUAUUAUUCUGUCAAUCAUAUCUGCUCUUCCAAAAGGUGGUGUGAGAUACAGGAAUUUAAAAACCACCUAUCAAUGUUUCAGAAUUAAACCACUGAAUUUAGUUAAAAAGGCAAAGAAAGCACUUUAAAGGAUAAACUUAAAUUCAUAGAUUUGAGGCGUUUUCACACCUGGAACAAUCGCUAACAUUGCUCUGAAAGAACCCGUCGGUUUUGGUCGGUAAACUUCACUUUUUUGUGUAGCAACCUCACAGAAUUUUACACCAUCUUUAGGCUGGAGAACUGGCUUAUCCAUCAGGGGGGAUUUGUCUCCACUUUUGCUCAGCCUGUCUCAUACUUGAACUGCUGCUGGAGUGACUUCACCUUCACGGGACACUGCCCAGCAGAGCCCUGCCCCAGAGCUCUCUUGUCCGUGUGCUGACUCACAAGUUUGUAACGACUGAUUCUGUUUGUGGCGUCUGACAUUCAACAUAUUUGAUAAGGCAUUUGACCUCCUUGCUGCCCCAAGUCGGCCCACAAGUCCAAUUGUUGUCGGGUUAACUGGCUUAAUUUUUCAGUUUGCAUCUUGAAGCCAUGUUUUGGUGUAAAUGGUGACUUUCAGCCUCGUACUUAUCCUGCAAACACCUUUAGUUUUACAUCAGGACUCAACUGAUGAGUAUGUUUUGACAUUAUAAGUAAAAUAUACUCCAAGAUGCAAUUGUGAGGACUCUCUCCUCAUUUCUCUCCUCAUAAAUGUGUCAGCUGUUGUAACCAUGACAACCACUGACACAUUUAACCAAAAAUCGCCAGAUUACAGGGUUCCUCUUUGAUCUGAAACACCAGCUCCCACCAUGCAAAGUCAGACUAGUACACAUCAGCAGUCAGAAAACGAGGCUUUGAGGCCGUGUAGCCAUGGCUUGAGGACAUGGGUGCUUUGACCAGCUGUACAGUGUUGCAGUGUGACCAUGAAACAACCCAAGGACGAAAUGCAAGUGAGUGUCUUUUCCUUCUAUAGAGCAAUUGAGCCAUCAGUGUGAAAACAGCCCUUGUUUGGCAGGAUGUAGAGAAACGUCUGAACCAGAUUUUUAAAACUGCACUACCUAAAAUCCAAUUGCACUGACAGAUGAAAAAUGAUCGACUAAAAUCAACUAAACAGGUUGGUGUGGAUGUGCUUGCGUGAGAAUGAUUUCCACCCUAAAAGCUAAUGUUGAUCAAAUAAAUAAAAGAUUUUUAUCAGAGGGUUUUUAAGUGAUAAUGUAGCUGAGUUUCCAACCAAAUGUGUGCAUGUGUUUGUGUUUACCUGUUGGUGUGCAUGUGUGUGUAAUACAGAGCACUUUGAUUUGAGAGGCUGAUAGACUUUUACAGGGUUUAUAUUUGGCUUAAUUGAUGGAAGUCCAGCCAAAACUUCAAUUUUACUCCAUGAACUUACAAUGUGAAUCAAAUCAGAUAUAGUGAAGGCCAGACCUUUACCAAUCAUCCAUCAUAGUACAACUACAGCAGCAAAGGUUAUUUCUGUCUGCAUACAAGUAAUUAAUUAAUCCAUUGUCAUACUGAAGGAACAAAUCAAAAUCAACCUAUUUUCCUAUUUGUUAAUCAGACUGUUAUGGUUAGCAACAAAGUAAAUUUCAACUUAGAUUUUUAAUCCAAGGUUAAUGGAAAUAGCUUUCAGUUGCUGUCAUAGAAUUUAAAAAAAAGCAGAAAUUGAGUUUCUUUGUAUUUUCUCUAUCUGCUUUCUUGCUUGUGCUCAUACAAAUGGAAAGUAACUUUUCAAAAGUUGAACUGCAGCUGCGCUUUUAGAAACAGUUUUGAAAAAACAGUCUGAAUCAGGUUACAGAGAAACAACAGAAACAAAUUCACUGGAAUAAAAAAAUUGUUAUGCCUCCCAGCGUGUCCAUGUUUUGCACUCCUCAUAGACUCAUAAGUCUUAACAGUGAUGUUAAUGUGAUGUUUAUUUAAGUUUUUGCUCUCUGAACAGGAAAUAUUCAAACUGAGCUGUCUGGAAAUCUGAUCAAAAUGGAUUUUCCAUCAUCGAGCUGUCAAUGUGCAGCCCUAUAAAAUGAGAUUAACCUUAGCCUUGAGAAGAGUUAGAUGGUCAGUUUGUUUACAAUUCACAGAGCUGACCUUUGACAAGCAGCUUGAGUGCAAACUGCAAAAACUGUCGGAGGAAAUGCAAACUAGUGUGCAAUUAAAUGUACUCACCGAAAAUCAGAAAAAAUUACAUCUAAUAGGAACUGUGCAAAUGAAAGGUCGACUUGAACAGUGGAUUUUGAGAAUCAUGCCAGUCUGAGGAUUCAAACUUCCUCCUCUCUGAGUGAGUGGCAGAGUACUCAUAGCUGUCACAGUAAUGGCAAAAAUGAAAAGAUGUUUUUGUGAGUCGAAGUUGAAAACCACAUCGCGAAUGCAAAAUUGCAUUUGAUGCUUAAUUUAAGCAGCUUGACACAGGAAAUAAGCAAUCAUCCAAAAGUUUCAGGGACAGAGUUUACUGCUUGAUUAGAGCCUUCUGGGCAACUCAGCGGAGAACAAGCCAUCGAUUGUGCAUGUGGAAAACAGACCAUCUAUUCAGCAAAACACUCAUGUACCAUCCAAUUAGAGUGUGCAGGGCUGGACAGAGGAGUAGAAUCUCCAAUGGUCCUGUCUCAUUGAUCCGUCUGGUCAGGCCCCCUGUGAUGGAAAAGCAGCGGUGGUUGAAGCCCAAGGUUGUCGGAAAUAUUUGCUGCUGCAGGUACAACAGAAUAACAUUUAAAAAGAGUCAGGGUCUCAAAUUUCUGUUGCAACAUUUAAUCAAACCUUUCUUCUUUAAAAGCAGCUCCUCAUUUGCAUUAAGGCCAUCUCCUUGAUGACAUCCACAGCAUCUGUUAAUACUCUCCCUUUUAAAUCUCCUCUUAAGAUAAACUCUGGCUUUUUGAUGUAUCUGCAUUCCCAGUUGUAUUACAGCAUGAGUGAUUUCAAAUUCCACUGAUGAGUAUGAAAGUCUUUGGAGGCUGUGUUCUUGUGGGUAAUAGAUGAUGGACUUUUUUAUAUAAUGAAACUCUUAAUAUGCAUAUUUUGAGAUUGUGUGAGGGAGGGUUUUGGUUUGUUGCAUUUACUUGUUGUGGAAAA